CCCCCGCCCCAGAGAAGCGGCGCUUGCGGCGAUCGCCCGGCGUCUCCGCACUACCCGCUAACUAUUCGCAAUCGACCGACGUCUUGGUUGUUGGACUGGGUUAUAAUGACUUGACUUCUGCUAAAUGAACCCGUGGACUAGUAUAAGUUUUUCGCAGUGGCGUUUUUAUUUCAUAUCGGGCGAGCACCGCUAAGGACCUAUAGCGUCGAGUGAGAGUUUUUUUCGUGCGUGUGGCUGCGGUGGCGUGAUGGAGAAGCAGUCGAGGUGGUCGGAGCAACGCUCCCUGCAGCAGCACUCCGAGCGCCGCGAGCAGAUCGUGCAGCAGCAGGAGCGCAUCCAGCACUUCACUCAGAUGCUGACACAGCAAGUUGGAACUGUUGGUGGCGAUCGUGUACCCAUCACUGCUGGAAGGCCAGGAGAACCGUCUCCGCCUAUAUUCGAACAAAUAUUUAAAAAUGCUAGAUUUGCCCAAGGCGGUAAUGCCAAAUUCGAAGGGAAGCUCAGAGGUAAUCCAACGCCAGUAGUAUCGUGGACCAGAAAAAAAGCACCAUUAGUAGAAUGUAAUAAGUACAGUAUGAUAUACAAUGAACAGACUGGUGAUGUAUCGUUAUUAAUCAAACAAAUUGGACCCGGUGAUGAGGGAGAAUAUACAUGCACAGCAAGAAACCAGUAUGGUGAAGCUAUCUGCUCUGUGUACAUUCAACCCGAGGGUGUUCCUGUCCCUACGCAACAAUCAUCUCAACAACAAAGUUACAGACAUGUAAGUGAAAGUGUUGAACAUAAGUCAUAUGGAACUCAUGAAUAUAUGACAGAACAAUCAAAACAGUCACAAAAAUUUGCUUAUACAAAUGGCACUGACCAUUCAGCUUCUGAAGAUUUUAAAGUUGAUACUUUUGAAUAUAGGCUGUUAAGAGAAGUUUCCUUUAGAGAGACAAUUACGAAAAGAUAUAUCAGUGAAAGCGAUAUUCAGGUUAGUACAGAAAUCGAUAUGUCGCUAGGACCUGUAGCUCCACCAAAAAUAACUCAAAAGCCAAGGAACUCCAAACUUCAAGAGGGAACUGAUGCACAAUUCCAAGUACAACUCUCCGGUAAUCCUAGACCUCGUACAACGUGGUUCAAGAAUGGCCAAAGACUAGUAAACUCUGCAAAACAUAAUAUAAUAAACACGAACAAUCAAACGAUACUAAGGAUAAGAAAUGUACAAAAGUCUGACUCUGGUCACUAUACCUUACUGGCUGAAAAUCCUAAUGGAUGUGUCGUUUCAUCAGCGUACCUUGCUGUCGAAUCACCUCAUGAGACGUACGUACAAGAUCAAAAAUCUCAGUACAUAAUGGAUAAUAAUCAGCAAAUUGAGACUGAAAGAAUAGAAAUUAGUGAAAAAGCUCUCGCCCCGCAAUUUGUAAAAGUCUGCCAAGAUCGUGAUGUCACGGAGGGCAAAAUGACGCGAUUCGAUUGCCGCGUCACCGGCAGACCUUACCCAGAAGUCACGUGGUUCAUUAAUGAUAGACAAAUUCGAGAUGACUACAAUCAUAAAAUUCUAGUUAACGAAUCUGGUAAUCACGCUCUUAUGAUUACCAAUGUCGACCGUAGUGAUAGUGGUGUAGUAACAUGUGUCGCAAGAAAUAAAAGUGGAGAAAUUUCUUUCCAGUGUAGAUUAAAUGUAAUAGAAAGGGAACAAGUGGUCGCUCCUAAGUUCGUUGAACGUUUUAUUACUCUGAGUGUGCGUGAGGGUGAACCUGUAAUAUUGAAUGCUCGUGCUGUUGGCACGCCUACACCACGAAUCACAUGGCAGAAGGACGGUGGUCCGAUUAUACCCAAUCCUGAAUUACGAAUCAAUACCGAAGGUGGGGCCUCGACAUUGGAUAUUCCGCGAGCUAAGGCGUCGGAUGCGGCGUGGUAUCAAUGCACGGCUCAAAAUGUCGCAGGUUCCACCGCUACUCGGGCAAGGCUCUACGUUGAAGUUCCUAAGGAGCCUCCGCCUGAACAAAAACGUCUGCACUUACCUCGGCCUACAAAAAUAAUUGAGCCAGAGCCUGCACCUGGACCCGAAAUUAUAUAUUUGAGGCAUGUGGAAAGAGCUCGACCAUAUGUCCCUCCUGGCGAGGAAGAUCGAAUUUACCCACCGCCGCAGUUUAUUGUGCCUCUAAGAAGUGUCACUCAAACUGAAGGUGGAAAAAUACACUUCGAGACGAGAAUCGAACCAGUGGGUGACCCCACCAUGAAGAUAGAAUGGUUAAAGAAUGGUCAAAGUAUAGAAGCCAGUUCCAGAUUUACAUCAAUCUUUAGGUUUGGUUACAUAUCUCUUGAUAUGCUCAGUCUAAAUAUUCAGGAUAGUGGUGAAUAUACAUGUAGAGCUGUCAGCUCUACGGGCAUUGCAGAAACGAAAGCAAUGCUACAAGUUACUCCAAGAGCCACUAUUGAACGCACUAGUCAACAUCCCGAAAGUUUACAGUAUAUACAACACUUGGAAGAUUACUCUAAAUAUCAACAUCAGGAGUCUAUUGAAGAACAAAUAUCACAACGCCCACAGUUCAUAAGGCCACUUCAAGAUCUUGGCGAAUUACAGGAAGGUAGGAACGCUCACUUUGAAGCCCAAAUAACCCCUGUAAGUGAUCCAACAAUGAGAGUGGAGUGGUACAAGGAUGGCAAAUCGAUCACAGCCAGCUCGCGAAUCACAGCAAUCUUCAACUUCGGAUACGUCUCCCUUAACAUCAUGCACCUACGGGUUGAAGAUGCAGGUUCGUACACAGUUAGAGCUGUGAACAAACUGGGUGAAGCCAUCAGCACUGCAACUAUCAGAGUUGCAGCAAGAAGUACCGUAACUGAAGAUCUCGGCAUACCUGAACAGAGAAGAUACAUAGAAAAGACUGAGCAACUUGAAGCUUAUCAACAACAACAACAUGAGAGAUACUACCAAGAAGUACCUGAAAGUACACAACGACCAGAGUUUAAAACUCCUAUCAAAGAUCAGAUGAAUAUUAAGGAAGGUGGAUUUGCCCACUUUGAAGCUCGUCUUGAGCCAGUUGGGGAUUCUACAUUAAGAGUAGAGUGGUUGAAGGAUGGACGCCCCGUUGAAGCAAGUUCAAGAAUAACCACAUUCUUUAAUUUUGGAUACGUAGCCCUGACUAUUAAGUCUGUUACCAUUCACGAUGCUGGUAACUAUACGUGUCGAGCCUAUAAUGCUUUAGGCCAAGCGACAACUAGUGCUAAUUUGACAGUUGUUACAAAGAAAGAUAUUAUAGCUGAAUCUCAACACCCUGGAGGCUUAGAAAAGAUUCAAUACUUAGAAGAUUCUAGCAGGUAUUCAAAACGAUCAGAAGAAGAGGUUAAAGUAACUCAAAAGCCUAGAUUUUUGGGGCCACUUAAAGGAACAAACAAGAUUGUUGAGGGACAAAGUGCUCAUUUCGAAGCAAGAGUUGAGCCUCAGAGCGAUUUAACUAUGAUAGUUGAGUGGUACUUUAAUGGAAAGCAAAUAAAAUCAGCUAAUCGUAUUCAGACAUAUCAUGAUUUUGGCUACGUAGCCCUAGAUAUAACAAAUGUUAGGGCUGAUGAUGCUGGUGUCUACACAGUUGUUGCGAGAAAUGCUUCUGGAGAGGCUCAACUGAGCGCUUCUAUGGUAGUUGAAACGCGAUCCAGCAUCGAUACUACGAGCAUUCACCAUGGUUUAUAUGAGAAAACUCGUCAAAUGGAAGAAUCAAAGUUUGUUGAACCAAUGUACCACAUAGAAGAAAUCUCGAAAUCAAAACCAGUCUUUGUGCAACCCUUGUCAGAUCCUAAACCGAUUUCAGAGGGGAAGAACAUUCAUCUUGAAUGUCGUCUUGAGCCCAUGGGAGAUCCUACAAUGAGAGUUGAAUGGUAUCAUAACGGCAGAGCUGUUACUGUAGGCUCACGGUUUAGAACCUAUUAUGACUUCGGUUUCGUAGCUCUUGAUAUAAUUCAUGCCACAUCAUCAGAUUCUGGUGAGUACACCGUAAGAGCUGUUAAUCAUUUGGGAUCUGCACACACAUCGGCUAUGGUACGUGUAAUUGAAAGAUCUGAUAUCGUGACGGAUACUCAACAUGAACAAGCAGUUGAACAGAUCCAAAUGCUUGAAGACGCAGCGCGCCGUACCAGACAAGUGCAAGAAGAUAUAACAGUGAUGCAAGCGCCACAAUUCUCAAGAGCAUUGCACAAUAUCGAGACAAUAGAGGGAACUAACGUGCAUUUGGAAUGUCGUUUACAACCUGUGGGAGACCCAACUAUGAGAGUAGAAUGGUUCUGUAAUGGCAGGCCCAUAAAGACAGGACACCGAUUCAGGCCUGCUUAUGAAUUCGAUUACGUCGCUCUUGACCUUCUGAGUGUCUACCCGGAGGAUUCUGGUGUCUACACAUGCCAAGCCACUAAUCAGUUGGGUGAAGCGGUUACUUCAUGCGCAUUGCGGGUCAUGGCAAAAAAAGAUUUACUCUUUGAAUCCCAACACCCUUCCGGAUUGGAAAAGAUACAAUAUCUAGAAGAUGCCUCUCGAUACAAAAAAUCUGAGGUGGUCGAUGAGUCAAUUCAUGUGAAGCCGCGCUUUGUCACUAAACCAAAGUCGGUUGAAAAUGUCAAAGAAAGACAGCAUGUUCAUUUUGAAUGUAAAUUAGAACCUGUCACCGACUCAAAUUUAAAAGUCGAAUGGUUCAAGAAUGGCCAACCAGUAACUAUUGGUCACAGAUUUAGACCUAUUCAUGACUUUGGUUAUGUAGCGCUCGAUAUCAUUGAUUGUAUUGCAGAAGAUUCUGGAAUAUACACAUGUCGUGCUGUUAACUUACUUGGAACCGACGAGGUAAGCUGCAAGCUUACAUGCCGUGAAACUGCAGAUAUUAUUCGUGCCACUCAAAAUGAAGCCGGAUUAGAACAAAUACAUGUAUUAGAAGACAGAUCUCGUUACCAAAGAAGCGAUUUUGUCGACGAAGUAACGACGCAAGCGCCGUUGUUUACAACAUCUUUGAAAAACAUUGAAAUAAAAGAAGGACAACGUGCCCACUUCGAGUGUAGACUCAUUCCAGUUUCUGAUGCUACGAUGAAGGUAGAAUGGUAUCACAACAGCAAACCUCUGAAGAGUGGAUCUAGAUUUACUGAAACCAAUAAUUUUGGUUUUGUUGCGCUUGACAUCAUGUCUUGCUUACCGGAAGAUUCUGGAGUUUACACUUGUAGGGCCAUUAACGCUCUUGGAGAAGCUGUCACUUCCGCAACAGCAGUCGUACAUUCGAAAAAAUCGAUUUAUUUGGAGUCACAGCACCAAGAAGCAUUGCCGCGGUUACACCAGCUGGAAGAUACUUCGAGGCACCACAAGCCUAGCGCCCCAGAUGAUGCUGUGUCACAAGCGCCAGUAUUUACUAUGCCCAUGCGCGAUAUUAGAGUAGCUGAAAACCAAGCAGCUCACUUUGAGGCAAGAUUAAUUCCUGUUGGUGACCCAAGACUGAAAGUAGAAUGGCUCCGUAAUGGCGUACCUAUAACAGCCUCAAACCGCAUAACCACAAUGCACGACUUUGGUUAUGUUGCUCUCAAUAUGAAGUAUGUUAAUCCCGAAGAUUCAGGCACGUACACUUGCCGUGCUGUAAAUGAGUUAGGACAGGCGGUGACCUCGUCAACUUUAUUCGUACAAUCUAAAGCAUCCCUACUCUUAGAGUCCCAAAAUCAAGCGGCUCUGCAAAAAAUUCGUCAACUAGAAGACACAUCAAGAUACCAGCGUAAAGAAGAUAUAGAAGUUGCAGUUAGCCAAGCCCCUCGUUUUGUAACACAAUUGAAUGGGCCUAGCAAGUUAGUUGAAGGACAAAGUGCUCAUUAUGAAUGCAGAAUUGAGCCUUACCCAGACCCAACAAUGCGAGUUGAAUGGUACUUUAAUGGGAAGGUUCUUCAAAGUGGCCAUCGUUAUCGUACGGCCUUUGAUUUUGGCUUUGCGGCGCUCGAUAUAUUAACGGUGUAUGGGGAGGACUCUGGCGAAUACACGUGUAAAGUUAUCAAUAAUUUAGGACAAGCAACAUCGUCCAUUAACUUGAAUGUGCAAUCAAAGGAAUCAAUCAUCAGAGAUACGCAACACGAAAGUGCCUUAGAGAAGAUUCAAUACCUUGAAGAUGACAGUCGUUACAAGAAGGUGGUCCAUGACGAUAGCUUUUGUGCAGAAAAGCCCCAAUUCGGUAAACCUAUUAAGAACGCUGAAGCGCCCGAGGGUCAACCGAUACAUUUAGAGGCAACUUUAACCCCAGUAAAUGAUCCUACAAUGCGAGUUGAAUGGUACUGUAAUGGAAGGCCUAUUCAACAAGGUCAUAGAUUCAAAACAACGUAUGACUUUGGAUACGUGGCUUUAGAUGUGUUGUACGCUUACGCAGAAGAUUCCGGAACGUACAUGUGUAAAGCUACUAAUGCUGUUGGUGAAGCUGUUACCACAAGCUCUGUGAAAGUAGAUGCUAAAGCUGGCCUAUACCUUGAUACCUUAGAUGAGCAACGUCUGAGGAAGAUUCAAGAGCUGGAAAAAUAUGAAAGACCUAAGCCGACUGAGGAAGAACGACCAGGUCAAAGGCCCAUCUUCCUGACACCACUAACAAACCUUGAAAACCUGAAAGAAGGUGAUCAUGCUCAUUUCGAAUCCAGAGUUGAACCAAUCAAUGACUCUGAUCUCAAGAUCGAAUGGUUCCUUAAUGGGCAAAAAAUUAAGACUGGCCACAGAUUUAGAACGACUCAUGAUUUCGGUUAUGUUGCGUUAGAUAUUUUAUACACAUAUGCAGAGGAUUCUGGCACUUACAUGUGUAAAGCGACGAACAAACUUGGAGAAGCAGUUAAUACCUGCACGUUAAAGGUUGCAGGGCACAGAAAUAUAAUUUUAGACACUCAACAUCCUAAUGGGCUUGAGAAAAUCAGGCAGCUUGAAGCCCAAGGUCACACAUCUAGAAUGGAAGUAGAAGAACCCAAAGUAUACCCACCCAGAUUCGUGACUGAAUUGAGAGGUACCACACAUGUAUUUGAAGGACAAACUGCUCAUUUUGAGUGUCAAGUUGAACCUGUCCAUGAUCCCAACCUACGUAUAGAAUUCUACCAUAACGGUAAAGCUCUGCAAUCUGCGUCACGAUUCCAUAUCACUUUUGACUUUGGUUACGUGUCUUUGGAUAUACAGCACUGUGUACCAGAAGACGCUGGUGAAUAUUCAGUUAAAGCAAUAAACGCUCUCGGACAGUGUACUUCCACCAUAUCCAUGACAGUAACCGCAAAAGGAAGCAUUAUUUCGGAAUCUCAACGUCCAGAAGGCUUGGAAAAGAUCCGAGAAUUGGAAUCUGCUGAACCAUUUAAGCGACCGGAAAUACCAGAACCUGUGACGAGACAAAGGCCAGUGUUCACACAGCCUCUUCAGAACAUUGACAAUAUCCAGGAGGGCCAGACUGCACACUUGGAUUGUAGGUUGAUACCAGUUGGCGAUCCUACCCUUAAAGUGGAAUGGUUUAGAAACGAGAAACUUAUCGCAGACAGUUCUCGAAUAACUAAAACUCAUGACUUUGGAUUCGUGUCCAUGACAAUUAACCACGUUCGCGAUGAAGAUGAAGGAGUUUAUAUGUGUAGAGCAUCUAAUUUACUUGGAGAAGCUGUAACCACAGCUGCAAUGAAAAUAAAAACUAAAGCCGCUAUCCAAUUGGAAACGCAACAUCCAGAGGGUAUGAAAAAGAUCCAAAAGUUGGAACAACCCCAACCCAAAAAAGGCGAAGAACCUGACAGAGAAUUUGAAAAACCAAUAUUCACGCAAGUUCUUACGGGGCCUUCAGAAUUGUGGGAAGGCCAACAUGCUCAUUAUGAAGCCAGAGUGGUUCCUGUGGGUGAUCCAAGUUUACGUUUCGAAUGGUAUAUUAAUGGAGUCGAACUUAAGAUGGGUUCGAGAUUCCGUACUACUCACGAUUUCGGUUUUGUCACAUUGGACAUCAAUUCAGUUGUAUCUAAUGAUGCCGGCUUAUAUAUGUGCAAGGCUAUUAACAAGGCUGGCAGUACAGUAUCCUCAACUUCACUUAAAGUGAAAACAAAAUCUACUAUUAUUGACCAGGCGAUGCGACCUGAGUCGUGGGAGAAGAUCCAACUUAAGGAAGCAUCUAUGAACCAAGUUCCAGAGAAAUUUGUAGACUUGGGAGUACAGCAGGCACCUAUAUUUACCACACAUUUACAAAGCUAUGAUAAACUCGUUGAAGGACAACAUUUGCACCUCGAAGCCCAAGUUGAGCCACGUUCAGACCCACAUUUGAGAAUUGAAUGGUUCAAAAAUGGAGUUUCUUUAACCACAGGUUCCAGGAUUAAGAGUACUUUUGACUUUGGCUUAGUAACUUUGUCUAUUAAUAGUUUAAGACACGACGAUUCUGGUAUCUAUACCUGUAAAGCAGUAAAUCAAAUGGGAGAAGCUGUUUCUACAGCAUCAAUAAAGAUUGAAGAUCGUCAUUGGUUAAUGGGUGACACCCUUCACCCUGAAUCUUUAGACCGUAUUGGCGCUUUAGAACAACCGAAACAAACCAAACCAGAUUCUCCUGAACCUGUAUAUGAAACUCCUGUUUUUAUUACUCAUUUGAACAAUAUCCUGUGUAAAGAAGGAGACAAUAUUCAUUUCGAAUGCAAUGUGGAACCAUCGCGCGACCCGACUCUUAAAAUUGAAUGGUUCUUUAAUAAUAAGCCUUUGCCAUCGGGUACAAGAUACAAGAGUACACAUGACUUUAGUUACGUAUCGCUUGACAUAAUGCAUACGUACGAGGAGGAUUCAGGAAUAUACACAUGUAAAGCCACAAACAAUAAAGGAUCUGCUACAACUUCAGGCACCUUAAAAUGUACUGGUGAUAAGCAAAUCUAUCUUGAUACUCAACAUCCUCAAGGCAAGGCUGGUUUAGAAGCUGUCGAACAAGCAGAAGAAGCUAGAUUAGCUAAAUCAAGACGAUCAUCUGUACCUGAUACUGAAUAUCCGAAACCAGAAUGGAUUGUUCCGAUUGUUGCUGAAUGUCAACUCGUAGAAGGUCAGCCACUUCACUUGGAAGGACAAGUUGAGCCGAAGGAUGACCCGGCCCUUAAGAUAGAGUGGUACUUUAAUGGCAAAGUUCUAGAACAUGGUUCAAGGUUUAAGCUUGCUAGCGAUUUCGGUUUUGUUACUUUAGAUGUGACUGAUGUAUAUGAAAGAGACAGCGGCAUAUAUACUUGUAAAGCUUAUAACAAGAGAGGUGAAGCUUUCACUUCUUCGACUAUUUACUGCAGUAGCAAGGAUAACCUCAUUGAACGUACUCAACAUCCCAAAGGCAAAGAAGGCUUGGACAAGAUUCAGAACCUUGAAGACUCUCUGCGAAAGGAGCCCUCACAGAAGCCUGAUGACGAUACAGGUCGACCACCUGAAUUUACUACGGUAUUCCAAGAUAUCUUUGAUAUUAGUGAAGGACAGAUUGCCCACUAUGAAGCAUCUCUCAUACCGACCGGUGAUCAAACCAUGGUCAUUGAGUGGUUCUAUAACGGAAAGACCAUUGAAGCUAGUCACCGUAUCCGCACCGUAUAUGCCUUUGGUAUGGUUGUUUUAGAAAUCCUUGGUACAAAGACUACAGAUUCUGGUAUUUAUUCGUGCCGUGCCACAAACAAGUGGGGUCAGGCAGAAAUAAGCGUAAAACUCGAAUGUGUUGACAAAAGUAAGGGGCAAAAACCAAGAUUUACGACCCACAUACAAAAUAUUGAAGGUCUUAAAGAUGGUCAAUCAGCUCACUUUGAAUGCACAGUUGUGCCGGUAGAUGACCCUGAUAUGAAGAUCGAAUGGUAUCAUAACGGACAACCUUUACGUCACUCUAACAGAAUUAAAACCAUUUCUGAUUUCGGUUUUGUAGUAAUGGACAUAGCUUACACACAAAACCACGACACAGGAGAAUAUGUUUGUCGGGCAUAUAACAAAUACGGUGAAGAUUUCACUAAAGCGACGAUAAAUUGCUAUGGAAGAAGUGGAGUUUACUCAGACAGUUUACAGCCAGAUUCACUAGCUAAAAUACGAGAGUUAGAAAGUUUACAAGGUCUACAACAUCAAGCACCAGCACCGGCUUCUGCAGUACCUCCUAAAUUCACAACUCAAAUAGAAGAUGUUACGAAAUUAGUGGAGGGGCAAAGUGCUCACUUUGAAGCGAGACUAAUACCCGUGGAUGACCCCGAUCUAAUAGUUGAAUGGUACUAUAACGGCAAGAAAUUACCUCAUGGACACCGAUACAGAACUUUCCAUGACUUUGGUAUUGUCAUAUUAGAUAUACUCUAUUGUUAUGAAGAAAACUCUGGUGAAUACGAAUGCGUUGCGACCAACAAAUUGGGCCGUGACUCAACAAAGGCUAUAUUGAAGUGUACAUCGAAGGAAAAUUUGAUCUUGGACUCGCAACUUCCGCGGGGCAUGGAGGGUGGAUUAGAAAAGUUACAGACUCUAGAAGACUCAAUGAUACGAAGAAAGGAUGUAGAGGUUACAGAAACGAAGGGCAAGGCACCAGUCUUUACUGUUCCAUUAUCUAACAUCGAGAACCUAAGAGAAGGUGAAAAUGCUCACUUUGAAGCUCGUCUUACACCAACUGAUGACCCCAAACUAAAGAUUGAAUGGUACUGGAAUGGAAAGUCCUUGAAAGCUGGUUCGAGGUUUAGAACUUUCUGCGACUUUGGAUUUGUUAUUCUUGAAAUAUCACCUACAUAUCCAGAAGACUCUGGAGAAUAUAUGUGCAGAGCCUACAAUAACUACGGUGAAGCUGUUACAACUGCCACAAUGAAAGUACAAGGCAAGAGGAAUAUUAUAUUGGAAUCCCAACUUCCUAAAGGCAUGGAGGGCACUAUUGAUAAGAUUGCGGCUUUGGAAGGUUACACCGGAACUGCUGAUAACCUAAGCCCGGAAGUUGAAAGUGGAAACCCACCCGAAUUCGUUACAACGCCAUCUGAUGUUAUUUUAACCGAGAAUUCUUCGGCUCAUUUCGAGUGCCGUUUAAUUCCCGUCAAUGAUUCCAGUAUGAGAGUGGAAUGGUUCCACAAUGGUAAACCACUUCUUACUGGAUCCAGAGUGAAAACUAUCAACGAUUUCGGCUUUGUGAUCUUGGAAAUUGGUGGUGUCUACCAACGUGAUGCUGGUCUAUAUACUUGCAAAGCCACAAACCGUCACGGUGAGGCAACAGUUUCUUGUAAACUACAAGUAAAAGGUAGACAAGGCAUUAUAUUAGAACCUCAAUUGCCGUCGCACUUCAAAUCAGGUACAGAAAGUAUCCAAAAACUGGAAGAAACACUUCAUAAACGAGAGGAAAUUCCAAUUGAAGAUGAGAAACCAAACCCACCGAAGUUUGUCGUGGAAAUUAAGGACAACCUCGAUGUAGCCGAAGGUGGUCCAAUUCACUUUGACUGUCGUGUAGAGCCAGUUGGCGACCCAACAAUGAGAAUCGAUUGGUUCCACAAUGGCAGGCCAUUUGCAACAGGCUCUCGUGUCCACAUGCUAAAUGAUUUUGGAUUUAUUGCUCUAGAUAUUGAUUACAUCUACGCUAGAGAUUCAGGAGAAUACACAUGUCGUGCAACUAAUAAAUGGGGCUCCGCCACCACUACCGCUAAAAUCACAUGCAGCACCAAGCGAGACAUCAUUUUUGAAUCUCAGUUACCGCAAGGAAUGAGUGGAGAGAAGAUUAAGGAACUCGAAAAAGGUCGCAUUAGUGAUGGACCCAAAGAAGAACCUGUUAUCAAUAGUCCACCAAAAUUCGUGACGCAGAUAAAAUCACACACAAUCGAAGAAUCUGAGUCUAUACGGUUCGAAUGCCGCGUAGAACCCAAAGAGGACCCUAGGCUACGUAUCGAAUGGUACAGAAACGGUAAAAUUUUGCCAUCCGGACACCGUUUCCGCACAGUGUAUGACAUGGGCUUUGUUUCGUUGGAUAUUCUAUAUGUAUACUCCGAAGAUUCUGGAGAAUACGUUUGCCGCGCUGUUAACGAUUUCGGAGAAGACUUCACUAAAGCAACAGUGUCUUGCAAACGCUUACCUGAUAUAAUUCUACAAAAUCAAGUUCCCAGAGGCAUGAAGAAGACCGAAGCCUUGACUCAAAUGGAGGCUACUAUUAAAAAAUACACCUCUGAAGUGUUCUUAACUGAGGAAGAUCUAUAUGACGUUGAUAAAAAGCAACCACCUCGGUUUGUUACUCAAAUCCAAAGUCAAACAAAUCUAGUAGAAAUGGAAAUGACUAAAUUCGAAUGUCAGCUGGCGCCAGUAGGAGAUCCUAAUAUGAAAGUAGAAUGGUUCUUCAACGGAAAACCGCUGCUACACAAAAACCGUUUCACGCCCAUCUAUGACUUUGGUUACGUCGCCAUGAAUUUCGGCUGGGUGUACCCAGAGGACAGUGGCGAGUAUCUAUGCCGUGCGACUAAUUUGUACGGAAUGGACGAGACUAAGGCAGUUAUUAAGACCGCAGGAAAGCCCGGCAUCGUUUAUGAUUCACAGUUACCGAAACACAUGAAAAGUAUCGAGAAGAUUCGUGAAAUGGAAGCAUCGUGGCAGGCAGUACCAGAAAAACCCGGUGAUGAGGUGAAGGAAAGGACAGCGCCAAUAUUCGUCAGCAAACCCGAACCAGUGACGGUAGAGGAAGGAGAAUGGGCCAGAUUCUGCUGCCGCGUCACCGGACAUCCGAAACCACGUGUUAUGUGGCUUAUAAACGGCAACACUAUUGUUAACGGCUCUAGAUAUAAACUGACAUAUGAUGGCAUGUACCACUUCGAUAUACCAAAAACAAGGCAAUACGAUACGGGUAAAAUUGAAGUAAUUGCCAGGAGCUCAGUAGGCGAGGCUCUUGCUACGACCGAACUUAAAAUAGUCCCACGACACGAUGACUAUAGAAGCGUAUUGAAGAAUGCACCAAGACCUUGGUACGACGAAACAACGCAAUAUCAACGAUCUGACACUGAAUUAGAGAAAACCUUCGAGGAGAGACAAACCUUGCAGAGGAAGGGCGUCAUAGACCAUCGACCAGAACUAAAGCAAAAAAUAGUUAAAGAACCAGAUACGGAGUGGCAGCAAACAGUAAAAAAGAAGAAGAGUGAGGAGUAUUACAAUAAAUUGCAGGAAUUGGAAAAUGAACAAAUUGUAAAGGAAAGUCGAAUGCGAGAAUCUAGCCAUCAGUACGCUGUGUCUGGGGAAAAAGUGGCCAGCGCCUCAGUUGCGAGAAGCAUGGCACAGAAAUAUGAAGAUAACUUGGAACAAACAGAAGAGGUCGUAGAAAAAGAAGUUACUAAAAAGAUUCAGAAACCUAGAAUACCUGAUCCACUAGAAUCAACCGUUCACGGUAAAGAAGUGCAUGUUGCCAAGCAGAAACAAAUACAAAAAGAAGUUGUGGGAGAUACAGAAAUAACUCGCAAAAUUACAUCGACAGAAACUACUGAAGUUGAACAUAAAGCUCAAACUCAGGAGAGAAUAGUCGAAGGACCUGUGAAGCCUUCCAACCCACCGGUAUUUACGAAGAAAAUGCAACCAUGCCGUGUUUUUGAACACGAACAAGCAAGAUUCGAAGUCGAGUUUGACGGUGAUCCUUUGCCAACAAUUAAAUGGUAUCGAGAAAACUUCCCAAUAAAGAACUCAGCUGAUUUCCAAAUUCACACAUUCAGUACAAAAUCUAUUCUUAUUAUUAGACAAGUGUUCAUUGAAGAUUCAGCGGUAUUUGCUGCAGUAGCCGAAAACCGAGGUGGAACUGCUAAAUGCAGCGCUAACUUGGUUGUAGAGGAACGUCGACGACAGGGCAGGGGAGGAGUUAUUCCUCCAAGUUUCACACUGACAGCCCAAAAUGUCAACGUCACAGCUGGACAACUUGUAAGAUUUGAUGCUAAAGUCACUGGAACAAAACCGAUCGAUGUGUAUUGGUUGAAAAAUGGCAAGAAAGUGCAACCAGAUAUCAGGAACAAGAUCCUGGAAGAAGAUGGAACAUACACUCUUCUUAUUCUCGAAGCCUUCCCUCAAGACUCUGGAAAAUACGAGUGCGUCGCAAUAAAUAGUUCCGGAGAGGCUAGAUGCGAUGCCGAAUGUAUUGUUAAUACGCCGACUACUAAAGAGAAGCCCAAGCCACAAACUAAGGCUGCUAAUGCUCCACCAGAGAUCAUUGAACCGAUGAAAGACCGCGUCGUCACCGAGGGUCAAGCUAUUGAAUUCAGCUGUAAGAUUGUCGGAAAACCGAUACCAACAGUACAAUGGUAUAAAGAGGACAGGUUGAUCAAACCAUCAAAGUACUUCCAAAUGUCACGUUCUGCUGACGACUACACACUUCGCAUAUCAGAAGCUUUCCCUGAAGACGAGGGUGAUUAUAAAUGUGUUGCCUACAAUUCAGCUGGAAGAGUUACAGUGGCUGCUAAACUGAAAGUGACGCAGCCGGAUCAAACGGACAAUUUGCCAACAUUGACGCCGUUGCGUGACGUAAUCGUAUAUGAGGGUCAACCUGCACAGUUCAAAACUCAAAUUACGAGCAAGGUCAAACCUACCAUCCAAUGGCUUCGGGAAGGUGCUCUCAUACCUGAAACACCUGACUUCCAGAUGAUCCACGAAGGAAACAACGCAGUACUGCUAAUCGGCAGUACAUACGAAGAGGACACCGGCAUAUUCACUUGCCGCGCCACAACCGUCGCUGGCCAAGUGGAGUCAUCAGCUAAACUAGUCGUCAAAAAAUCGAGCAAAUUUAAAACAACGACUGCAUACCAAAAUGGCGUCGAAGCCCAGAAGGAUACUGUACACGAUACAGAAUCAUCAUUAAAUCGUGUGUUGCACUUUACUUCGGAAGAUACUAAUAUUUUAAAAAUGACAAAUGUUCAAGACAUUCAUUCAAAAAAAAGAGCAAGUGCACCUUGGCGUACAAAAGAAAAUAAUUUAGAGGUAAAACACUGGAGAAAAUUUAGACCAGAAGAUAAGGCUACAAAGAUUACAACUUCAUCUGAGGACACAAACAUUCUUCAUCUUGAUCGUGAUGUCUCUACCUCUGAAAGUAAACAUUGGCAUAAACAAAGAAUUGAAAGAAAACAUGAAAAAGAAGACUCUAAAGCAGACGCCAUACCUUGGAUACAAGAAGCAAUACAAUUAAAACCUACAAAGGUUGAUAAGAUUCCAAAUCGUAAAGAAAAACUGGAGGAAGUAACUUUAAAGCAAUUGAAUAAAACAUCUAACCAAGUAGAAACAUUGUUAAUUGAUGAAAGUUUGACGUCUGAAGAAGAAACAGUGGUUUUAAGAAUAGCAAAUGAAACUAAGAUAAGUGAUAGGCAAAAGGAUGAACAAGAUUUACAAAAAAAAGAAGUGGUUCUUAAACCAGUUCCUAGACAGAAACAGCCCAAAGAAGUAAAACCUGGGGAGAUACAGUUGAAAGGAGUCAAGAAAGAAAAGCCUGUUGAAGAUGACAAACCAAAAGAGGUGUCAUGGAGGACAGGAAAAAGGAAACCAAAAGAAGAACAACACGUAGAAGACGUGGUUCUUAAACCCGUUUCGAGACAGACACAGCCUGAAGAAGUAAAAGCUCAGGAGGUACAGUUGAAACCAGUAAAGAAAGAAAAGCUUAUCGAGGAAGACAAACCGGAGGAAGUGUCAUGGAGGACAGGUAAAAGGAAACCGAAGGAAGAACAACCAGUGGAAGAGGUAGUCCUUAAGCCGGUUCCAAAACACAAGCCUACUGAGAAAGAAGCAAAACCUGAGGACGUACAGCUAAAAUCAGUAAAGAAAGAAAAGCCUAUUGAGGAGGCCAAACCGGAAGAGGUGUCAUGGAGAACAAGUAAAAGGAAACCAAAGGAAGAACAAUCAGUGGAAGAAGUGCUUCUUAAACCAGCUCCAAGACAGUUACAGUCAGAAGAAGUAAAACCUGAGGAGAUACAGCUGAAACCAGUCAAAAAAGAAAAGCCUGUUGAAGAUAAAAUAUCGGAAGAGGUAUCAUGGAGAACAGGAAAAAGGAAACCAAAAGAAGAUCAACCGGUGGAAGAAGUGGUUCUUAAACCCGUUCCAAGACAGAAGCAGCCCGAAGAAGUAAAACCUAAGGAGGUACAGCUGAAACCAGUAAAGAAAGAAAAGUCUAUUGAGGAAGGCAAACCGGAGGAGGCUUCGCUAAAAACAGGGAAAAUAAAACCAGAAGAAAAACAACCAGUGGAAGAAGUGGUCCUGAAACCGGUUCCAAAACAAAAGCCUACUGAGAAAGAAGAAAAACCUGAGGAGGUACAGCUAAAACCAAUAAAGAAAGAAAAGCCUAUUGAGGAGGCCAAACCGGAAGAGGUGUCAUGGAGGACAGGAAAAAGGAAACCAAAGGAGGAACAACCGGUGGAAGAAGUAGUCCUUAAACCGAUUCCAAAGCAAAAGCCAAUUGAGAAAGAAGUAACGCCGGAGGAGGUACAGCUGAAACCAGUAAAGAAAGAAAAGCCUAUCGAGGAAGAUAAACCGGAAGAGGUAUCCUGGAUAACAGGAAAAAGGAAACCAAAAGAAGAGCAACCAGUGGAAGAGGUGGUCCUUAAACCGGUUCCAAAACAAAAGCCUACAGAGAAAGAAGAAAAGCCUGAGGAAGUACAGCUAAAACCAGUGAAGAAAGAAAAGCCUAUUGAGGAAGAUAAACCGGAGGAGGUGUCGCUGAAAACAGGAAAAAGAAUACCAGAAGAAAAACAGCCAGUGGAAGAAGUGGUCCUGAAACCGGUUCCAAAACACAAGCCUACUGAGAAAGAAGAAAAACCUGAGGAGGCACAGCUAAAACCAGUAAAGAAAGAAAAGCCUUUUGAGGAGGUCAAACCGGAAGAGGUGUCAUGGAGGACAGGAAAAAGGAAACCAAAGGAGGAACAACCGGUGGAAGAAGUAGUCCUUAAGCCGAUUCCAAAGCAAAAGCCAAUUGAGAAAGAAGUAACGCCGGAGGAGGUACAGCUGAAACCAGUAAAGAAAGAUAAGCCUGUCGAGGAAGAUAAACCGGAAGAGGUAUCCUGGAUGACAGGAAAAAGGAAACCAAAAGAAGAGCAACCAGUGGAAGAGGUGUUCCUUAAACCGAUUCCAAAACAAAAGCCUACAGAAAAAGAAGAAAAGCCUGAGGAAGUACAGCUGAAACCAGUGAAGAAAGAAAAGCCUAUUGAGGAAGAUAAACCGGAGGAGGUGUCGCUGAAAACAGGAAAAAGAAUACCAGAAGAAAAACAGCCAGUGGAAGAAGUGGUCCUGAAACCGGUUCCAAAACACAAGCCUACUGAGAAAGAAGAAAAACCUGAGGAGGCACAGCUAAAACCAGUAAAGAAAGAAAAGCCUUUUGAGGAGGUCAAACCGGAAGAGGUGUCAUGGAGGACAGGAAAAAGGAAACCAAAGGAGGAACAACCGGUGGAAGAAGUAGUCCUUAAGCCGAUUCCAAAGCAAAAGCCAAUUGAGAAAGAAGUAACGCCGGAGGAGGUACAGCUGAAACCAGUAAAGAAAGAUAAGCCUGUCGAGGAAGAUAAACCGGAAGAGGUAUCCUGGAUGACAGGAAAAAGGAAACCAAAAGAAGAGCAACCAGUGGAAGAGGUGUUCCUUAAACCGAUUCCAAAACAAAAGCCUACAGAAAAAGAAGAAAAGCCUGAGGAAGUACAGCUGAAACCAGAGAAGAAUGAAAAGCCUAUCGAGGAAGAUAAACCGGAGGAGGUGUCGCUGAAAACAGGAAAAAGAAAACCAGAAGAAAAACAGCCAUUGGAAGAAGUGGUCCUGAAACCGGUUCCAAAACACAAGCCUACUGAGAAAGAAGAAAAACCUGAGGAGGCACAGCUAAAACCAGUAAAGAAAGAAAAGCCUUUUGAGGAGGUCAAACCGGAAGAGGUGUCAUGGAGGACAGGAAAAAGGAAACCAAAGGAGGAACAACCGGUGGAAGAAGUAGUCCUUAAGCCGAUUCCAAAGCAAAAGCCAAUUGAGAAAGAAGUAACGCCGGAGGAGGUACAGCUGAAACCAGUAAAGAAAGAUAAGCCUGUCGAGGAAGAUAAACCGGAAGAGGUAUCCUGGAUGACAGGAAAAAGGAAACCAAAAGAAGAGCAACCAGUGGAAGAGGUGUUCCUUAAACCGAUUCCAAAACAAAAGCCUACAGAAAAAGAAGAAAAGCCUGAGGAAGUACAGCUGAAACCAGUGAAGAAAGAAAAGCCUAUUGAGGAAGAUAAACCGGAGGAGGUGUCGCUGAAAACAGGAAAAAGAAUACCAGAAGAAAAACAGCCAGUGGAAGAAGUGGUCCUGAAACCGGUUCCAAAACACAAGCCUACUGAGAAAGAAGAAAAACCUGAGGAGGCACAGCUAAAACCAGUAAAGAAAGAAAAGCCUUUUGAGGAGGUCAAACCGGAAGAGGUGUCAUGGAGGACAGGAAAAAGGAAACCAAAGGAGGAACAACCGGUGGAAGAAGUAGUCCUUAAGCCGAUUCCAAAGCAAAAGCCAAUUGAGAAAGAAGUAACGCCGGAGGAGGUACAGCUGAAACCAGUAAAGAAAGAUAAGCCUGUCGAGGAAGAUAAACCGGAAGAGGUAUCCUGGAUGACAGGAAAAAGGAAACCAAAAGAAGAGCAACGAGUGGAAGAGGUGGUCCUUAAACCGGUUCCAAAACAAAAGCCUACAGAAAAAGAAGAAAAGCCUGAGGAAGUACAGCUGAAACCAGUGAAGAAAGAAAAGCAUACUGACGACGUGGCGCUUAAAAAAGUAAUAGAAAAAGAAAAAUCUGUCGAAACAAUUUCCAAAGAAGAAAUUCUUGAAGAAACUGGGCCCAUAAUCAUUCAACCUAUUAAAGCUGCUAUUGUCAAAGAAAAUGAUAAUUUUGAGUUCAUCGUCAUGUUUAAACCGAAUAUUGUUAAUAAAAUCUCAUGGUCAUUGAAUAAUAAGAUAAUCAGAAAUGAUGAGGAUUUUAAAAUUUUUACUAAACCUGGAAAAUCUAUUUUGAUUGUACAAAAUGCAAACAAAAUGAAGAUUGGUAAAUACGAAGUCCUUAUAGAAAAUAAGGAUAUUGUGGUUAAAAGUGCGUCUACCCUUAAGUUGAAGAAAAUUUCCGACACUGAAAAUAUUACACCACCUAUAUUUACAAGGCCUUUACAACCCAAACAUGUUGUAUUGGGUGAAAUAGUUCUCUUAGAAACUGAAGUAAUUUCAAAGCCUUGUGCAUCUUUUCAAUGGUUUUUGGGAAAUAAAGAAGUCAUUAGUUACGUUAAAGAAAAUAAAAUUAAAAACAUGUAUGUUACUAGUAAUGAUAAUAUCUCUUGUCUUUGCAUUGAAGAUUCUACAAGAGAUGUACCCGAUAUUAUUACAUGUAGAGCUGAAAAUUUUGCUGGAUCUGUUUCUUGUUCAGCACAAAUAAACGUUGUGGAUGAAAAUGAUACUGCAUCUGGAGUCGCACCUAAAUUUUUAACAAAUUUGAGCCCAACUACAGUAAUGGACGGUGAACCAAUUUUAUUAAAAUGUUCAGUAAUUGGACAACCCUGGCCAAAAAUUAACUGGUAUCACAACGGGAAGCUUCUUGAAGUUGCAAGAGACGUCACUAUUGGUAGACAAGAAUCAGGGUUAUGCCAAUUAUUUAUUAAAGAAGCAUUUCCAGAAAUGACCGGAAAUUAUGAAUGUGUAGCCACCAAUAAAUUUGGACAGUGUAUUAGUAACUGUAUAGUGAAUGUAGAAGCAUACGAGUAUGUACCAAGUGCAUCUGAAGAGGAUAUAUUAAGUGAUGAGAAAACCAGUGACCUUGAAGAAUUUGCUCCUAAAAUUGUGAAAGCCCUUCCUGCGGUCGUGACAACCAAUGAAGGAGAAUUGACUAGGCUUGAAGCUAAGGCUAUUGGAAUACCAAAGCCUCAAAUAAGGUGGUUAAAACAAGGUGUAGAAAUAAAAGAAUCACAAGAAUAUCAAAUCGAAGAAAUGGAGGAUGGAACUUCUAUUCUGAUUAUACCAGAAGUUUAUCAAGACGACAUGGGCGAAAUCACAUUUGAGGCAUACAAUCCACUUGGUGUAUCGUCAACAGUAGCUGCAUUAUCUGUUGAAAGUCUUGUUGGAACUAAAGCAUAUAGAAAGCCUGAAUGGGUUUCACAUAUGGAAGAAUUACAAGAGGCUUUAAAAGAAACUCAGGCGGUCCCAUCUUUCGUGCGAAACUUAAUACCAGAACGUGUUCUAGAUGGAGAAACUGUAACUUUUGAGGCCGUUUACAGUGGGAACCCAAAACCCGAAAUCAUUUGGUACAAAGACAACAAAGUCAUUAAAAGUAAUAACAAUUUCCAAAUUCAAACUCAAGAUAAUGUAACUGUUUGUAAAAUUAAAAAAGCAUCAAAGAAGUUACAAGGCUGCUACGAGUGUAAAGCUAUAAGUGAUAUUGGGAUGGCAAUAACAAAAGCUGAAUUACAAAUAUUUGAAGCAGAAGAAACAUUUGAGAAGGUUAAAAAGAAAAGAGUGAAAUCUUUGAAGCAAGACAUUGUUGACGAAAAAACUGCUUUGACGUCUUUAGAAGAUACUGCAACAGCGAUAGUAGAAACUUCGUUGGACGUAUUAGGAUCAACCCAACCUCUCAUAACAGCUUCUGAAAAUAAAAAACCAAACGUUUUGGUGAAUGAAAUGACCUCUAUAGAAACAUUCGACAUUGCUUCUUUUAAGAAAACUGAUCAAAAAUAUAGAAAAUUAUCAACCGAAGAGUUGGAGAAUAUUGAACCGGUUAUCACACCCAACCAGUAUUUGGUCUCUUCGCAGCAAGAAACCAACGAAAUGGUUCAAACUUUUGAAAAAAUAGCACAUGAAUUACAAAAAGGUAUAAGAAGGGUAUCCGAUUCACAGAUGGUUGCGGAGGUAAAUGAAUUAUUAGAAGUAAUAAAUGCUAAAGAAUUUGGUCCAGGCGAAUCUCCUUUACGCGAAUUAGCGACAAUUGGGUACCUCCUUAGAAAUGGUGUCACCGUGGAAGAAAUAGAAAAUCUGUAUGACUCUGAACACUUUCCGGCUUUGCGGAUACCACAGGCUCAAUCUGCGUUAGUACAGUUGGUAGAGAGGCAAGGCCAUGGUGCCCUUAUAACAGAAGUAUUAACUGAAGAAACUGCUCAAACGGAAGAUAUUAUUGGAGCGAAAGUUGGCUUUAAAGCUUUUAUGAAAUUGGUAGAAAUGAAACAUACAUCAGUUGAAGAAGUAAUAGCACACCUUUACCCCGAAGAUUUCACUCCUCGUGCCUGGGAAGAAAAAGGAGCGCGCGAGGUCGUCGUUGAAUCUACAAUUAAGGACGUAGCCCAAGUACAUUCCACUACAAUACACCAAGAUAAGACGACAACUUUAAAGCAAAAUAAGAAAGAUGAAAUCAAACAAGUAAAACGCAAAAAACACACUAGACAAACAGAAAUAUCUGAAGAAGAGUCUACUAGAAAAACAAAAAAAUCAAUAAGUAAAAAGUUUUCCCGAGAAGACAUCGGUGACUUAGAAGAAGAAGCAGUACACAGCAUGGAUACUGAACUUUUUAAAUCCAUUAAAACUGUACCCAUUGAUUUAUCUGAGAGUAGAAUUGAAGUAGUUUCAUCUAGCCAAGCAAUGAACAUAGUCCCAGAACAAACAAAACAGAUACAAAAAGCUACUGUUAAGUUUGAUACAAACCAAUCGCUUAUAAAUACUGUACAACAUUCACAAGAACGUGAAGGACCUUUGCAAAUUGUUGAAAAAUCUGAAAUUCAUAUUAAAUCAUCUGGUAUUGAAGCUGAACCAUUACAAAUUAUUGAACCCAUUAUUAAAGACGCAUUAGGGGUAUGUGUCACUAAUAUUGAUAAUAAAGAAAUUAUAGAAAAUACUAUAAUAGUACAAUCAGAAAGUUUAGAAAUGGCAGAAGUUAUUCCAAAUAUAUCACUUGGUAAAAUAGACAAACAUAAACAAAAUGAAGAGAAAGCUAAAACUUCUAUUAUUUUAAAAGAUGCUAUAAAUGUUUCCGAACCAUACGUUCCUGUAAAAGAAAACGUCUUAGAGGAACCUCUAAUCAAACAUUCAGUUGCGGCAGUUACCGUUUCACCAUUGACAGGAAUAAAUGUAGAAGAAACCAUGUCGGAAUAUAAAGAUCAUGAUUUUAUUUGUAAAGUUUCUGAUAAAGAAAUAACUCCUACACCUAAUUUUAAAUUGUUAAAAUCUAUUGAAGUAGGUGAAGUAUUUGUAGAAGAUAAAUCUGGAAAAUACUAUCCCGAACUGAUUGUUCCUACCGAAAUGGCUAACGAAGAUGUUAUUGUUUCUAAUGAAAUUUCUACAAUAAUACUGAAUCUACAGGAAAAGGAAGGUUUAUUGGAUUCUCUUAAAGUUCCAGGUACUCAAGAAGCUAGAAUUAAUAUGGUUUAUAAAGAUAGCAUAGAAGUUGCGACAAAUGUUUUACAUGAAAAAGAAGGAAUAGUUCCAAGGAACGAAUGGCAUGCAAAAGCUCAGGUAGAUGAAGAUUUUCAGACUCAUCAAAGUUUAUGUAAUUUUAUUCCGGAAACUCACAUUAAAGAAACUGUAUUUAGUCAAGGAGAAUGCACAAAAAAGACAGCAAAUAUUACUUUUAAUGAACAUCAGCAUACUUUUAAGUUUGAAACACAAAUACAUGAAACGGAACAUAAUUUAAAACCAGACAGUGCUGUUGGUGAGGAGUAUGCCCAUAUUCAGAUAGGCACCUUGGAUAAAAAUCUAACUGAAGAAAUUCAAAUUCAUGAACGAGAAAACAAACUACUCUUAAGGGAUGAAAAAUCAUCGGUUACGGCAAAUAUUGAUAUGAAUUUAGCUGAACCAAUUAUUAUGUCUGAAACAAUUGAAAUAACCUCAAUGAAAGAUCUCAUUCCGUCAGAAAAUAAAAUUAAUGGAAGUGCAAUUGAAACGUUUAUAACGCAAAAAGAAAAAACAAUUUCUUCUACUUUCAUUCAUGACCAAGGAAUUGAAGAGAUGUAUGCUUAUACAAAGCCUGAAAAUGCGGGUAUAUCCUUGUCCCCCAAUACUUCUUUAUCAAUAAGUGAAACGGAAAUUGCUGAUUCAGCUGGAAAAUUGCACAUUAAAAGAAGUCCCGAUUUAUUACAAGCAAAUCCAACACUGAGUCAUAAUUUAAAAUCGCCAUUGUCUGAAAUAGUCACUACAGUCAAUCAGGUUAAAAAUCUAGAUUAUGUACAAGAAAAGCAAGAUACUGCAGAAAAAAGUAGAGAUGUAUAUAAUGAGCUAUACAUUUCACAGGCUGUAGUAGAAGAGCAAACGCAAGACUUUGUUGCUAUUAAAGUUCCUGACACUGAAGCUAAAAGUAGUUUUACUGAAAAUGAAGGGGUAUUAAUAAGUGAAAUAGUAGCAAAUUCGGAAUUCGAAUCUUUUAAAGUUGAUACAGUUUCAAAUAAAAAAGCAGUUGUUACUCUAGAUGUCAAUCAAAGAGUGCCAAUUACUUCAGAAGUAUGUGCACGAGAUAUUUUAGAUACCUUAACUAUAAUGAAACCACAAACAGAAGAUGUGAACAUAAAAUCAAAUAACUUAAAAUCCCUAACGAUAUCUGAAAAUGCAACUUUAGAGAGUCAAGGCAUUUUAGAGGAAUAUUUAAAUCCAGACCAAAAGUCUAUUACAGCAGACGUAAUUUUAAUAAAUGAUAGUGUUCAAGUAGUUGAAACCGUUGGAGGUGAGAAAGAAGACGAAUAUAAAGUUGGUGAUUCCGCCAAAACUUGCAUGGCUACGACAGAUAUACUCAGUCAUCCCGUCGCAAUUUCUUUAGAACACGAUUUAACAGAUUCUACUGCAAGUUUCACAUGUGAAAAGACUUCACAUCCUUCAUAUAGAAAAGCUUCCCUUAAUAAUAUAUAUCAGACAGAAUUGUCUGUUACUGCCACGGUUUGUAAUGAAAAAGAAAGUUACCUUAUUAGUAAAACGCCUAACUUAACUAAAGCCAUACCAAAUUUGCCAGAAAAACAAGCUAUUCUUAUCGAGGAAAGUAAUUCUGAGGUCGUACCUGAAUCUUUAAACAUACAAAAAACACUGACUGUCAAAGCAAAUCCCGAUUCUGUAGUAAAUGAGGCGUUAACACAACAAGAAGUUUUAGUAAAUAUACAGGAAGGAUCAUUUAGUAAGGAACUUAGUAAAACAGUAAAACCGAUUGUAGGUAUUAAUGCUUUUGAAGUGCCAGUAUAUGACCAAAAUGUAGUUAUAGAAAAAGAAGUUUUUCUUUCGAAACCACAUAUCCCUGAUAACCAUAAGGCAGCUGUAUUGAUUAAUCAGCAACAUGAAGUCGUUACUUCUGAAAUAUUACCACAAACAGACAAUUUAAAAGGUUAUGACGAUUUUCAUAUUCCUGAAACAAAAGCUAUCGAGAAAGUAGAUAUAUAUGGAAAGAUAGCUAAAACUGAAGAAAUUAUGAUAAGUCAAACACCUGGAGAAUUCUCAAAAAGUAAAGUUAUAUUACAACGCCCUACUUUAAGUUCUGUAGCUGCGUAUUCUUUACAAAACACACAAACAAUAGCGGCCGACAGUGAGGUAUCUAUUAUAAAUGAAAAAUUAGGUGUAAGUGUUGUUACCCCAUAUUUUACACAGAUUGAAGCUUUGAUAACAAGUUCGGCAAAUAUAAUCGAAGAAGAAGUGAAAUUCCAAGAUAAACCACCUGAACUUCUUACACAAGAAGCAAAUGUUCGCUUUGUUCCAUUAUGUGAAACAGUUAAUACAGAAGUAGUGUCUUCAGACAUGAUGGACAAGUUAACCGAUAAACUGCCGAUAUCAAGUAGAGCUUCCCUUAAACAAGACGAAAAUUGUCAGUAUUUACAAGGUUUGGAAGUUUUCCCAGUAAUUAAAGAAGAAGAACUUGUAUUUGAUAAAAAAAUUGCUCCACAAGACAUUAAAACAAGUCUUGUAGAGUCUGCUGCAAAGGAAAUUACUGAGGUAAAAACAAACGAAAGAGAAAGUUUAAUAACAAGUAACGAAAACAGUGACGUUUUAAAAAAGAAAGCAAAUAUUUCCGUGAAACCCCAAAAAUCUUUAAUCAAUGAAGAAGUAAUUACCCAAGACAACAGCAAAGCCCUAUAUGUUUCAGGAAAAACAAAAGAAUGUGCUAAGCCUACACAAGACUUACAAGAAGCUGUUCAAAAAUUAGAACCCUUUAUCAUAGAAUCAGAAAACAUAUACCAAUCGAUGGAACCUAGUGCUAAAAAAACAAAGCCAGAAAUUGAAGAGCAAAAGUCACUAAACGUAACUGAAGCUAUCUCGACAGAGUCAAGUUCAAUUCUCAAGACUAUAGAAAUGCCACGUCAGGAAACUUGCCAACCACAUGAGUUAGUUGUCAACAACGAAUUAAAAAUCAAUGAAACAAUGCAUAAUGAACGCGAAGAGGUUUUACUGACUCAUGGAAAUAUAAAAACAAACGUGGCUAAUAUUGAUAUCCAGCCACAUCAAAGCCUAAGAGUAAAUCAGCAAAUUGUAGCUGAAAAAGAAGAUGCACUCAAUUUGAAUCAGUUGUCAGAAACUAUAAUUAAUACCAUUACCAUAAGACCACAUAAACAUCUAAAUAUAGACAUAUGUGAUACAUCAGAGUCAGAAGAAACCAUUCCUAAAAUAGAGUCUGCUAAAGAAAUUCAAAGUGAUGUUACUAUAGAAACUUUUAAACCAAUAACUGUUUAUAAUAUUGAUACCCAAGAACAACAUGAAUAUUUCAAAGUUACUGAUGGUUCUAAAAUUAAAAAUGCUGACAUUAAAUUAAAUAUUGAUGAACACAUUAAUGUUACCGAAAUUAUUCCUACAGAGCAAGAAUCUUUUCUCAGAGAACAAAUAUUAGAAAGGGGCAAUCAAUUGUCUUUAAACAUAGAAAUGGCAAAGCAUGUGAUAAUAUCUGAGAUAAAGACGAUAGAAACAGAAAAUAAUGAUCUAAAUAUUAUACAUCAACCUCGGCAACAGGUGACGUCUGUUUACGAAACAUCGACUCCUAUUGAGGUCCAAGAAGUUGAAGUUAAAGAAUCAGAACAAAGUAUGAAUGCGUUAAAUAUAAGAGAAGUGGUUAAACCUAAUUUAAUAUUGGAUUGCCAACAAUGUGUAAUAGUAAGUGAUGUAAGUGCUAAGGAGAAGGAAGAAAUUUUGAAAAUUGAAACGAUACCAAGAAAUGAAAAACAAUCAGUGGAUUUUGUUACAUCUUCUUACCUUACUAGUACUCAAAAUGUUCCUGUGGAAGUUUCUUCUAAAAUUAUUUCAAAGGACUUUAAUAAUAUUGAACAUGCUAAUUUAACGCACACCGUUUCUCAAAGUAUAUACGCUGAGCAACCCAAUGUAAUUAAUUCUCUUGUAGAAAUUGUUACGGCGGAUGUACCUGAUAAAAUUGUUGUAAAAGAAACGUUGGUGAGCUCAAAAACAUUACAGCAAUCCGACAUUAUCACUCAAGAAGAUAUUGUAGAGUUACCAGAUUACACUCAAUCACGCGUCAACGCCAAACCUACUCAGGUCUUAGAAAAAAAUAUACCAGAAACAAUAUUAUCUCAAGUGAUGGAAAAUACCGAAGAAAUGGUUACACAGAAAUACGAGGAAACCAAAGCCGAUAAGCAUUACGUUGAGUUGCAAUCAAUACAAAAAACCGAAGUUAUUGCAUCUGAGAAGAUUCUAAACUUCAAUGAAAGAAAUGAGGGAACAGAUCAAAAGGCAGACCAAAGUAAUGAAUAUCAAAAACACGUAGAAAUUUUCAAGCCGCAACUUUUGGAAACUGCCUCUUCUUUGUCUACACCAAAUCAAAAUGUUCCAACAAAUGCUUCUAUUGACUUGGAAGCUCACACAACUUAUGUCACAAAAGAAAUCACAAGCCAGGACGCUCCUUUAAAACUAGAAGUUGACCAAAAACAUUCAACGAUAGCUAAAAGACAAUUAUUAGAAAUAACUCCUUUGGAGCAAAUAGAAACUUUUUCUCAAGAACAUGCAAAUGAUAUUCAAACAGAAAAUACAUAUCUACAAAAUAUCUUGGAAACCAAAACUUUAGAGAUAUCACCAAUCCAGCAGAUGGAUGUUAUGAUCCACGAGAGUGAAAUAAAUACUGACUUUGGGAAAAUGCCUCGAAUGGAUACAGCUUCUGUACUCAUAAAGUCAGCAGAAGGUAUUAGUAUUUCUGAAGUUUGUCAUGAAAACAUUACACAAACUUUUACGAAACCUACGAAACAACAAGGUAAUGCACAACCAACAAUAACUCCUCUGAAUCACAUAAAAUGCACUGAAAACGUUUUGGAUAAUCAGGUUGAAGAUUUGCCAUUUGAUAAAGAUCAAUCAAAAACAAUAACCGUGAAAACACAAUCUGUAUCACCUUUAAUCAUAUCAGAUUAUACUUCAUUACAAAAUGAAUCUAAACUACCCUUACAAACGUUACCUGAAAAACAUAACGCUGUUUCGGGUGUAACUGUGCUAAGUGUAGUAGAAGUAAACGAUGAAUUUAUAAAUGAACAAACAAUGCCUUUUGAUGAUACAAGCAAAUCUCUUCUUCGUAAUUCUAAUGUUGCGAAAGUUGAAGAAAAAACAAUUACUGUUUCACUACCAGAUAUACAUUAUUCGGAAGACAAUGAAAAUAACUCUCAAACUCUAUCACAAUAUUCGUCUGACAUGGAAGAAUCAGAAGAAAUUGUUUCAAAGUUCAUACGUGGUCCUGGCCAAGAAGAACCAAUACAGAUAAAAACAAAGAGAACAGUGUUGAGAAAAAAACGUAAAUCUGGAGAGCAAUACGAUAGAGGUGACAUAGUCAUUGAGGAAACUUUGGACGAUGAAAACGUAGAAAAAUUAAGACCGCGCAAAACAAAUAAAAUACUAAUAGAAGAAUACGAUGGCGACGAUUUUACUAUGAUCCUUGAUACUGGUAAAAGUACGGUUGAAAUGCCUGAUGAAUAUUUAGAGAUACCUAAAAUGACAACACAGGUAUUAAUAGAAGAAGUAGAAGAAAGAAAUGACACAACUGCAAACAAACAAGUAUCACCAGAGCAAGUAACGAUUAUCGAAGAAUCUCCGGACACAGUCCAAAAAACCGAGGUUUACACUGAAACUGGUGAAACACGAACCGUCAAAACAAAGAAACUCCGUAUCAAGGGUAAGGACGGCGCUAUUGAAGAAACUCAUGAAAUCACGGAAACUACCGGGUUGCCCGACACGUCGGUAGAAGUGGUUGAAGUUCCGGAAGAAACAACCGUCGACGAAAUCGAUACACCUGAGGGUAAGUUGACGAUCAAAACUACCAAGAAACGCACAAAGAAGACAAACCUCAUUCGCACGCCACAGGAAAUCACAGAUGAAACUGUCACUGACGAGACACAACCACUCACAGACAAACAAGUAUCACAAGAGCAAGCGACGAUUAUCGAAGAAUCUCCCGACACAGUCCAAAUAACUGAGGUUCAGACUGAAACUGGUGAAACUAAAACAGUCAAAACAAAGAAACGCCGAGUCAAACGUAAAGAUGGCGCUGUUGAAGAGAUACACGAAAUCACAGAAACUACCGAGUUACCCGACACGUCGGUAGAAGUGGUUGAAGUUCCUGAAGAGAAAACCGUCGAAGAAAUCGAUACACCUGAGGGUAAGUUGACGAUCAAAACUACCAAGAAACGCACAAAAAAGACAAAACUCAUUCGCACGCCACAGGAAAUCACAGAUGAAACUGACACUGACGAGACACUUCCACUCACAGACAAACAAGUAUCACAAGAGCAAGCGACGAUUAUUGAAGAAUCUCCCGACACAGUCCAAAUAACUGAGGUUCAGACUGAAUCUGGUGAAACUAAAACAGUCAAAACAAGAAAACGCCGAGUCAAACGUAAGGAUGGCGCUGUUGAAGAGAUACACGAAAUCACAGAAACUACCGAGUUGCCCGACACGUCGGUAGAAGUGGUUGAAGUUCCGGAAGAGACAACCGUCGAAGAAAUCGAUACACCUGAGGGAAAGUUGACGAUCAAAACUACCAAGAAACGCACAAAGAAGACAAAACACAUUCGCACGCCACAGGAAAUCACAGAUGAAACUGUCACUGACGAGACACUUCCACUCACAGACAAACAAGUAUCACCAGAGCAAGCGACGAUUAUCGAAGAAUCUCCCGACACAGUCCAAAUAACUGAGGUUCAGACUGAAACUGGUGAAACUAAAACAUUCAAAACAAAGAAACGCCGAGUCAAACGUAAGGAUGGCGCUGUUGAAGAGAUACACGAAAUCACAGAAACUACCAAGUUGCCCGACACGUCGGAAGAAGUGGUUGAAGUUCCGGAAGAGACAACCGUCGAAGAAAUCGAUACACCUGAGGGUAAGUUGACGAUCAAAACUACCAAAAAACGCACAAAGAAGACAAAACACAUUCGCACGCCACAAGAAAUCACAGAUGAAACUGCCACUGACGAGACACUUCCACUCACAGACAAACAAGUAUCACCAGAGCAAGCGACGAUUAUUGAAGAAUCUCCCGACACAGUCCAAAUAACUGAGGUUCAGACUGAAUCUGGUGAAACUAAAACAGUCAAAACAAGAAAACGCCAAGUCAAACGUAAGGAUGGCGCUGUUGAAGAGAUACACGAAAUCACAGAAACUACCGAGUUGCCCGACACGUCGGUAGAAGUGGUUGAAGUUCCGGAAGAGACAACCGUCGAAGAAAUCGAUACACCUGAGGACAAACAAGUAUCACAAAAGCAAGCGACGAUUAUCGAAGAAUCUCCCGACACAGUCCAAAUAACUGAGGUUCAGACUGAAACUGGUGAAACUAAAACAGUCAAAACAAAGAAACGCCGAGUCAAACGUAAAGAUGGCGCUGUUGAAGAGAUACACGAAAUCACAGAAACAAGCGAGUUGCCCGACACGUCGCUAGAAGUGGUUGAAGUCCCGGAAGAGACAACCGUCGAAGAAAUCGAUACACCUGAGGGUAAGUUGACGAUCAAAACUACCAAGAAACGCACAAAGAAGACAAAACACAUUCGCACGCCACAAGAAAUCACAGAUGAAACUGCGACUGAUGAGACACUUCCACUCACAGACAAACAAGUAUCACCAGAGCAAGCGACGGUUAUCGAAGAAUCUCCCGACACAGUCCAAAUAACUGAGGUUCAGACUAUAACUGGUGAAACUAAAACAGUCAAAACAAAGAAACGCAGAGUCAAACGUAAGGAUGGCGCUGUUGAAGAGAUACACGAAAUCACAGAAACAACCGAGUUACCCGACACGUCGGAAGAAGUGGUUGAGGUUCCGGAAGAGACAACCGUCGAAGAAAUCGAUACACCUGAGGGUAAGUUGACGAUCAAAACUACCAAAAAACGCACAAAGAAGACAAAACACAUUCGCACGCCACAGGAAAUCACAGAUGAAACUGUCACUGACGAGACACUUCCACUCACAGACCAACAAGUAUCACCAGAGCAAGCGACGAUUAUCGAAGAAUCUCCCGACACAGUCCAAAUAACUGAGGUUCAGACUGAAACUGGUGAAACUAAAACAUUCAAAACAAAGAAACGCCGAGUCAAACGUAAGGAUGGCGCUGUUGAAGAGAUACACGAAAUCACAGAAACUACCGAGUUGCCCGACACGUCGGUAGAAGUGGUUGAAGUUCCGGAAGAGACAACCGUCGAAGAAAUCGAUACACCUGAGGGUAAGUUGACGAUCAAAACUACCAAGAAACGCACAAAGAAGUCAAAACACAUUCGCACGCCACAAGAAAUCACAGAUGAAACUGCCACUGACGAGACACUUCCACUCACAGACAAACAAGUAUCACCAGAGCAAGCGACGAUUAUCGAAGAAUCUCCCGACACAGUCCAAAUAACUGAGGUUCAGACUGAAACUGGUGAAACUAAAACAGUCAAAACAAAGAAACGCCGAGUCAAACGUAAGGAUGGCGCUGUUGAAGAGAUACACGAAAUCACAGAAACUACCGAGUUGCCCGACACGUCGGAAGAAGUGGUUGAAGUUCCGGAAGAGACAACCGUCGAAGAAAUCGAUACACCUGAGGGUAAGUUGACGAUCAAAACUACCAAGAAACGCACAAAGAAGACAAAACACAUUCGCACACCACAGGAAAUCACAGAUGAAACUGUAACUGACGAGACACUUCCACUCACAGACAAACAAGUAUCACCAGAGCAAGCGACGAUUAUCGAAGAAUCUCCCGACACAGUCCAAAUAACUGAGGUUCAGACUGAAACUGGUGAAACUAAAACCGUCAAAACAAAGAAACGCCGAGUCAAACGUAAGGAUGGCGCUGUUGAAGAGAUACACGAAAUCACAGAAACUACCGAGUUGCCCGACACGUCGCUAGAAGUGGUUGAAGUCCCGGAAGAGACAACCGUCGAAGAAAUCGAUACACCUGAGGACCAACAAGUAUCACAAGAGCAAGCGACGAUUAUGGAAGAAUCACCCGAUACAGUCCAAAUAACUGAGGUUCAAACUGAAACUGGUGAAACUAAAACCGUCAAAACAAAGAAACGCCGAGUCAAACGUAAGGAUGGCGCUGUUGAAGAGAUACACGAAAUCACAGAAACUACCGAGUUGCCCGACACGUCGGAAGAAGUGGUUGAAGUUCCGGAAGAGACAACCGUCGAAGAAAUCGAUACACCUGAGGGUAAGUUGACGAUCAAAACUACCAAGAAACGCACAAAGAAGACAAAACACAUUCGCACGCCACAGAAAAUCACAGAUGAAACUGUAACUGACGAGACACUUCCACUCACAGACCAACAAGUAUCACAAGAGCAAGCGACGAUUAUGGAAGAAUCACCCGACACAGUCCAAAUAACUGAGGUUCAAACUGAAACUGGUGAAACUAAAACCGUCAAAACAAAGAAACGCCGAGUCAAACGUAAAGAUGGCGCUGUUGAAGAGAUACACGAAAUCACAGAAACUACCGAGUUGCCCGACACGUCGGUAGAAGUGGUUGAAGUUCCGGAAGAGACAACCGUCGAAGAAAUCGAUACACCUGAGGACCAACAAGUAUCACCAGAGCAAGCGACGAUUAUCGAAGAAUCUCCCGACACAGUCCAAAUGACUGAGGUUCAGACUGAAACUGGUGAAACUAAAACCGUCAAAACAAAGAAACGCCGAGUCAAACGUAAGGAUGGCGCUGUUGAAGAGAUACACGAAAUCACAGAAACAACCGAGUUGCCCGACACGUCGGUAGAAGUUGUUGAAGUUCCGGAAGAGACAACCGUCGAAGAAAUCGAUACACCUGAGGACAAACAAGUAUCACAAGAGCAAGCGACGAUUAUCGAAGAAUCUCCCGACACAGUCCAAAUAACUGAGGUUCAGACUGAAACUGGUGAAACUAAAACAGUCAAAACAAAGAAACGCCGAGUCAAACGUAAGGAUGGCGCUGUUGAAGAGAUACAUGAAAUCACAGAAACAACCGAGUUGCCCGACACGUCGGUAGAAAUGGUUGAAGUUCCGGAAGAGACAACCGUCGAAGAAAUCGAUACACCUGAGGGUAAGUUGACGAUCAAAACUACCAAGAAACGCACAAAGAAGACAAAACACAUUCGCACGCCACAGGAAAUCACAGAUGAAACUGUCACUGACGAGACACUUCCACUCACAGACAAACAAGUAUCACAAGAGCAAGCGACGAUUAUCGAAGAAUCUCCCGACACAGUCCAAAUAACUGAGGUUCAGACUGAAACUGGUGAAACUAAAACAGUCAAAACAAAGAAACGCCGAGUCAAACGUAAGGAUGGCGCUGUUGAAGAGAUACAUGAAAUCACAGAAACAACCGAGUUGCCCGACACGUCGGUAGAAAUGGUUGAAGUUCCGGAAGAGACAACCGUCGAAGAAAUCGAUACACCUGAGGAUAAACAAGUAUCGCCAGAGCAAGCAACGGUUAUCGAAGAAUCUCCCGACACAGUCCAAAUAACUGAGGUUCAGACUGAAACUGGUGAAACUAAAACAGUCAAAACAAAGAAACGCCGAGUCAAACGUAAGGAUGGCGCUGUUGAAGAGAUACAUGAAAUCACAGAAACAACCGAGUUGCCCGACACGUCGGUAGAAGUUGUUGAAGUUCCGGAAGAGACAACCGUCGAAGAAAUCGAUACACCUGAGGAUAAACAAGUAUCGCCAAAACAAGCAACGAUUAUCGAAGAAUCUCCCGACAUAGUCCAAACAACUGAAGUUCAGACUGAAACUGGUGAAACUAAAACCGUCAAAACAAAGAAACGCCGAGUCAAACGUAAGGAUGGCACUGUUGAAGAGAUACACGAAAUCACAGAAACAACCGAGUUGCCCGACACGUCGGUAGAAGUUGUUGAAGUUCCGGAAGAGACAACCGUCGAAGAAAUCGAUACACCUGAGGGUAAGUUGACGAUCAAAACUACCAAGAAACGCACAAAAAAGACAAAACAUAUUCACACGCCACAGGACUUACAAGAUGACACUGUCACUGACGAGACACUUCCACUCACAGAUAAACAAGUAUCACCAGAGCAAGCGACGUUUAUCGAAGAAUCUCCCGAAACAGUCCGAAUAACUGAGGUUCAGACUGAAACUGGUGAAACUAAAACAGUCAAAACAAAGAAACGCCGAGUCAAACGUAAGGAUGGCGCUGUUGAAGAGAUACACGAAAUCACAGAAACUACCGAGUUGCCCGACACAUCGGUUGAAGUGGUUGAAGUUCCGGAAGAGACAACCGUCGAAGAAAUUGAUACACCUGAGGACACACAAGUAUCACCAGAGCAAGCGACGAUUAUCGAAGAAUCUCCCGACACAGUCCAAAUAACUGAGGUUCAGACUGAAACUGGUGAAACUAAAACCGUCAAAACAAAGAAACGCCGAGUCAAACGUAAGGAUGGCGCUGUUGAAGAGAUACACGAAAUCACAGAAACAACCGAGUUGCCCGACACAUCGGUAGAAGUGGUUAAAGCUCCGGAAGAGACAACCGUCGAAGAAAUUGAUACACCUGAGGACAAACAAGUAUCACAAGAGCAAGCGACGAUUAUCGAAGAAUCUCCCGACACAGUCCAAAUAACUGAGGUUCAGACUGAAACUGGUGAAACUAAAACAGUCAAAACAAAGAAACGCCGAAUCAAACGUAAGGAUGGCGCUGUUGAAGAGAUACACGAAAUCACAGAAACAACCGAGUUGCCCGACACGUCGGUAGAAGUGGUUGAAGUUCCGGAAGAGACAACCGUCGAAGAAAUCGAUACACCUGAGGGUAAGUUGACAAUCAAAACUACCAAGAAACGCACAAAGAAGACAAAACAUAUUCACACGCCACAGGACUUACAAGAUGACACUGUCACUGACGAGACACUUCCACUCACAGACAAACAAGUAUCACAAGAGCAAGCGACGAUUAUCGAAGAAUCUCCCGACACAGUCCAAAUAACUGAGGUUCAGACUGAAACUGGUGAAACUAAAACAGUCAAAACAAAGAAACGCCGAGUCAAACGUAAGGAUGGCGCUGUUGAAGAGAUACAUGAAAUCACAGAAACAACCGAGUUGCCCGACACGUCGGUAGAAAUGGUUGAAGUUCCGGAAGAGACAACCGUCGAAGAAAUCGAUACACCUGAGGAUAAACAAGUAUCGCCAGAGCAAGCAACGAUUAUCGAAGAAUCUCCCGACACAGUCCAAAUAACUGAGGUUCAGACUGAAACUGGUGAAACUAAAACAGUCAAAACAAAGAAACGCCGAGUCAAACGUAAGGAUGGCGCUGUUGAAGAGAUACAUGAAAUCACAGAAACAACCGAGUUGCCCGACACGUCGGUAGAAGUUGUUGAAGUUCCGGAAGAGACAACCAUCGAAGAAAUCGAUACACCUGAGGGUAAGUUGACAAUCAAAACUACCAAGAAACGCACAAAAAAGACAAAACAUAUUCACACGCCACAGGACUUACAAGAUGACACUGUCACUGACGAGACACUUCCACUCACAGAUAAACAAGUAUCGCCAAAACAAGCAACAAUUAUCGAAGAAUCUCCCGACAUAGUCCAAACAACUGAAGUUCAGACUGAAACUGGUGAAACUAAAACCGUCAAAACAAAGAAACGCCGAGUCAAACGUAAGGAUGGGGUUGUUGAAGAGAUACACGAAAUCACAGAAACUACCGAGUUGCCCGACACGUCGGUAGAAGUGGUUGAAGUUCCGGAAGUGACAACCAUCGAAGAAAUCGAUACACCUGAGGAUAAACAAGUAUCGCCAAAACAAGCAACGAUUAUCGAAGAAUCUCCCGACAUAGUCCAAACAACUGAAGUUCAGACUGAAACUAGUGAAACUAAAACCGUCAAAACAAAGAAACGCCGAGUCAAACGUAAGGAUGGCGUUGUUGAAGAGAUACACGAAAUCACAGAAACUACCGAGUUGCCCGACACGUCGGUAGAAGUGGUUGAAGUUCCGGAAGAGACAACCGUCGAAGAAAUCGAUACACCUGAGGGAAAGUUGACGAUCAAAACUACCAAGAAACGCACAAAGAAGACAAAACACAGUCGCACGCCACAGGAAAUCACAGAUGAAACUGUCACUGACGAGACACUUCCACUCACAGACAAACAAGUAUCACAAGAGCAAGCGACGAUUAUCGAAGAAUCUCCCGACACAGUCCAAAUAACUGAGGUUCAGACUGAAACUGGUGAAACUAAAACCGUCAAAACAAAGAAACGCCGAGUCAAACGUAAGGAUGGCGCUGUUGAAGAGAUACACGAAAUCACAGAAACAACCGAGUUGCCCGACACAUCGGUAGAAGUGGUUGAAGUUCCGGAAGAGACAACCGUCGAAGAAAUUGAUACACCUGAGGGUAAGUUGACAAUCAGAACUACCAAGAAACGCACAAAGACGACAAAACACAUUCGCACGCCACAGGAAAUCAUUGAUGAAACUGUUACUGACGAGACACUUCCACUCACAGACAAACAAGUAUCACAAGAGCAAGCGACGAUUAUCGAAGAAUCUCCCGACACAGUCCAAAUAACUGAGGUUCAGACUGAAACUGGUGAAACUAAAACAGUCAAAACAAAGAAACGCCGAAUCAAACGUAAGGAUGGCGCUGUUGAAGAGAUACACGAAAUCACAGAAACAACCGAGUUGCCCGACACGUCGGUAGAAGUGGUUGAAGGUCCGGAAGAGACAACCGUCGAAGAAAUCGAUACACCUGAGGACACACAAGUAUCACCAGAGCAAGCGACGAUUAUCGAAGAAUCUCCCGACACAGUCCAAAUAACUGAGGUUCAGACUGAAACUGGUGAAACUAAAACCGUCAAAACAAAGAAACGCCGAGUCAAACGUAAGAAUGGCGCUGUUGAAGAGAUACACGAAAUCACAGAAACAACCGAGUUGCCCGACACAUCGGUAGAAGUGGUUGAAGUUCCGGAAGAGACAACCGUCGAAGAAAUUGAUACACCUGAGGGUAAGUUGACAAUCAGAACUACCAAGAAACGCACAAAGACGACAAAACACAUUCGCACGCCACAGGAAAUCAUUGAUGAAACUGUCACUGACGAGACACUUCCACUCACAGACAAACAAGUAUCACAAGAGCAAGCGACGAUUAUCGAAGAAUCUCCCGACACAGUCCAAAUAACUGAGGUUCAGACUGAAACUGGUGAAACUAAAACAGUCAAAACAAAGAAACGCCGAAUCAAACGUAAGGAUGGCGCUGUUGAAGAGAUACACGAAAUCACAGAAACAACCGAGUUGCCCGACACGUCGGUAGAAGUGGUUGAAGUUCCGGAAGAGACAACCGUCGAAGAAAUCGAUACACCUGAGGACACACAAGUAUCACCAGAGCAAGCGACGAUUAUCGAAGCAUCUCCCGACACAGUCCAAAUAACUGAGGUUCAGACUGAAACUGGUGAAACUAAAACCGUCAAAACAAAGAAACGCCGAGUCAAACGUAAGGAUGGCGCUGUUGAAGAGAUACACGAAAUCACAGAAACAACCGAGUUGCCCGACACAUCGGUAGAAGUGGUUGAAGUUCCGGAAGAGACAACCGUCGAAGAAAUUGAUACACCUGAGGGUAAGUUGACAAUCAGAACUACCAAGAAACGCACAAAGACGACAAAACACAUUCGCACGCCACAGGAAAUCAUUGAUGAAACUGUCACUGACGAGACACUUCCACUCACAGACAAACAAGUAUCACAAGAGCAAGCGACGAUUAUCGAAGAAUCUCCCGACACAGUCCAAAUAACUGAGGUUCAGACUGAAACUGGUGAAACUAAAACAGUCAAAACAAAGAAACGCCGAAUCAAACGUAAGGAUGGCGCUGUUGAAGAGAUACACGAAAUCACAGAAACAACCGUGUUGCCCGACACGUCGCUAGAAGUGGUUGAAGUUCCGGAAGAGACAACCGUCGAAGAAAUCGAUACACCUGAGGGUAAGUUGACAAUCAAAACUACCAAGAAACGCACAAAAAAGACAAAACCUAUUCAUACGCCACAGGACUUACAAGAAGACACUGUCACUGACGAGACACUUCCACUCACAGACAAACAAGUAUCACAAGAGCAAGCGACGAUUAUCGAAGAAUCUCCCGACAUAGUCCAAAUAACUGAGGUUCAGACUGAAACUGGUGAAACUAAAACAGUCAAAACAAAUAAACGCCGAGUCAAACGUAAGGAUGGCGCUGUUGAAGAGAUACACGAAAUCAUAGAAACAACCGAGUUGCCCGACACGUCGCUAGAAGUGGUUGAUGUUCCGGAAGAGACAACCGUCGAAGAAAUCGAUACACCUGAGGGUAAGUUGACAAUCAAAACUACCAAGAAACGCACAAAAAAGACGAAAAACAUUCGCACGCCACAGGAAAUCACAGAUGAAACUGUCACUGACGAGACACUUCCACUCACAGACAAACAAGUAUCACCAGAGCAAGCGACGAUUUUCGAUGAAUCUCCCGAAACUGUCCAAAUAACUGAGGUUCAGACUGAAACUGGUGAAACUAAAACAGUCAAAACAAAGAAACGCCGAGUCAAACGUAAGGAUGGCGCUGUUGAAGAGAUACACGAAAUCACAGAAACAACCGAGUUGCCCGACACGUCGCUAGAAGUGGUUGAAGUUCCGGAAGAGACAACCGUCGAAGAAAUCGAUACACCUGAGGACAAACAAGUAUCGCCAGAACAAGCAACGAUUAUCGAAGAAUCUCCCGACACAGUCCAAAUAACUGAGGUUCAGACUGAAACUGGUGAAACUAAAACCGUCAAAACAAAGAAACGCCGAGUCAAACGUAAGGAUGGCGCUGUUGAAGAGAUACACGAAAUCACAGAAACAACCGAGUUGCCCGACACGUCGGUAGAAGUGGUUGAAGUUCCGGAAGAGACAACCGUCGAAGAAAUCGAUACACCUGAGGCUAAGUUGACAAUAAAAACUACCAAGAAACGCACAAAAAAGACAAAACAUAUUCACACGCCACAGGACUUACAAGAUGACACUGUCACUGACGAGACACUUCCACUCACAGAUAAACAAGUAUCGCCAGAACAAGCAACGGUUAUCGAAGAAUCUCCCGACAUAGUCCAAACAACUGUGGUUCAGACUGAAACUGGUGAAACUAAAACCGUCAAAACAAAGAAACGCCGAGUCAAACGUAAGGAUGGCGCUGUUGAAGAGAUACACGAAAUCACAGAAACUACCGAGUUGCCCGACACGUCGGUAGAAGUGGUUGAAGUUCCGGAAGAGACAACCGUCGAAGAAAUCGAUACACCUGAGGAUAAACAAGUAUCACAAGAGCAAGCGACGAUUAUCGAAGAAUCUCCCGACACAGUCCAAAUAACUGAGGUUCAGACUGAAACUGGUGAAACUAAAACAGUCAAAACAAAUAAACGCCGAGUCAAACGUAAGGAUGGCGCUGUUGAAGAGAUACACGAAAUCAAAGAAACAACCGAGUUGCCCGACACGUUGGUAGAAGUAGUUGAAGUUCCGGAAGAGACAACCGUCGAAGACAUCGAUACACCUGAGGGUAAGUUGACAAUAAAAACUACCAAGAAACGCACAAAGAAGACAAAACAUAUUCACACGCCACAGGACUUACAAGAAGACACUGUCACUGACGAGACACUUCCACUCACAGAUAAACAAGUAUCGCCAGAACAAGCAACGAUUAUCGAAGAAUCUCCCGACAUAGUCCAAAUAACUGAGGUUCAGACUGAAACUGGUGAAACUAAAACAGUCAAAACAAAGAAACGCCGAGUCAAACGUAAGGAUGGCGCUGUUGAAGAGAUACACGAAAUCACAGAAACUACCGAGUUGCCCGACACGUCGGUAGAAGUGGUUGAAGUUCCGGAAGAGACAACCGUUGAAGAAAUCGAUACACCUGAGGGUAAGUUGACAAUCAAAACUACCAAGAAACGCACAAAAAAGACGAAACACAUUCGCACGCCACAGGAAAUCACAGAUGAAACUGUCACUGACGAGACACUUCCACUCACAGACAAACAAGUAUCACCAGAGCAAGCGACGAUUUUCGAUGAAUCUCCCGAAACUGUCCAAAUAACUGAGGUUCAGACUGAAACUGGUGAAACUAAAACAGUCAAAACAAAGAAACGCCGAGUCAAACGUAAGGAUGGCGCUGUUGAAGAGAUACACGAAAUCACAGAAACAACCGAGUUGCCCGACACGUCGCUAGAAGUGGUUGAAGUUCCGGAAGAGACAAUCGUCGAAGAAAUCGAUACACCUGAGGGUAAGUUGACAAUCAAAACUACCAAGAAACGCACAAAAAAGACGAAACACAUUCGCACGCCACAGGAAAUCACAGAUGAAACUGUCACUGACGAGACACUUCCACUCACAGACAAACAAGUAUCACCAGAGCAAGCGACGAUUUUCGAUGAAUCUCCCGAAACUGUCCAAAUAACUGAGGUUCAGACUGAAACUGGUGAAACUAAAACAGUCAAAACAAAGAAACGCCGAGUCAAACGUAAGGAUGGCGCUGUUGAAGAGAUACACGAAAUCACAGAAACAACCGAGUUGCCCGACAGGUCGCUAGAAGUGGUUGAAGUUCCGGAAGAGACAACCGUCGAAGAAAUCGAUACACCUGAGGGUAAGUUGACAAUCAAAACUACCAAGAAACGCACAAAAAAGACGAAACAUUUUCACACGCCACAGGACUUACAAGAUGUCACUGUCACUGACGAGACACUUCCACUCACAGACAAACAAGUAUCACCAGAGCAAGCGACGAUUUUCGAAGAAUCUCCCGAAACUGUCCAAAUAACUGAGGUUCAGACUGAAACUGGUGAAACUAAAACAGUCAAAACAAAGAAACGCCGAGUCAAACGUAAGGAUGGCGCUGUUGAAGAGAUACACGAAAUCACAGAAACAACCGAGUUGCCCGACACGUCGCUAGAAGUGGUUGAAGUUCCGGAAGAGACAACCGUCGAAGAAAUCGAUACACCUGAGGACAAACAAGUAUCACCAGAGCAAGCGACAAUUUUUGAAGAAUCUCCCGAAACUGUCCAAAUAACUGAGGUUCAGACUGAAACUGGUGAAACUAAAACAGUCAAAACAAAGAAACGCCGAGUCAAACGUAAGGAUGGCGCUGUUGAAGAGAUACACGAAAUCACAGAAACAACCGAGUUGCCCGACACGUCGCUAGAAGUGGUUGAAGUUCCGGAAGAGACAACCGUCGAAGAAAUCGAUACACCUGAGGACAAACAAGUAUCACAAGAUCAAGCGACGAUUAUCGAAGAAUCUCCCGACACAGUCCAAAUAACUGAGGUUCAGACUGAAACUGGUGAAACUAAAACAGUCAAAACAAAUAAACGCCGAGUCAAACGUAAGGAUGGCGCUGUUGAAGAGAUACACGAAAUCACAGAAACAAUCGAGUUGCCCGACACGUCGCUAGAAGUGGUUGAAGUUCCGGAAGAGACAACCGUCGAAGAAAUCAAUACACCUGAGGGUAAGUUGACAAUCAAAACUACCAAGAAACGCACAAAAAAGACGAAACAUAUUCACACGCCACAGGACUUACAAGAUGACACUGUCACUGACGAGACACUUCCACUCACAGACAAACAAGUAUCACCAGAGCAAGCGACGAUUAUCGAAGAAUCUCCCGACACAGUCCAAAUAACUGAGGUUCAGACUGAAACUGGUGAAACUAAAACAGUCAAAACAAAUAAACGCCGAGUCAAACGUAAGGAUGGCGCUGUUGAAGAGAUACACGAAAUCAAAGAAACAACCGAGUUGCCCGACACGUUGGUAGAAGUAGUUGAAGUUCCGGAAGAGACAACCGUCGAAGACAUCGAUACACCUGAGGGUAAGUUGACAAUAAAAACUACCAAGAAACGCACAAAGAAGACAAAACAUAUUCACACGCCACAGGACUUACAAGAAGACACUGUCACUGACGAGACACUUCCACUCACAGAUAAACAAGUAUCGCCAGAACAAGCAACGAUUAUCGAAGAAUCUCCCGACAUAGUCCAAAUAACUGAGGUUCAGACUGAAACUGGUGAAACUAAAACAGUCAAAACAAAGAAACGCCGAGUCAAACGUAAGGAUGGCGCUGUUGAAGAGAUACACGAAAUCACAGAAACUACCGAGUUGCCCGACACGUCGGUAGAAGUGGUUGAAGUUCCGGAAGAGACAACCGUUGAAGAAAUCGAUACACCUGAGGGUAAGUUGACAAUCAAAACUACCAAGAAACGCACAAAAAAGACGAAACACAUUCGCACGCCACAGGAAAUCACAGAUGAAACUGUCACUGACGAGACACUUCCACUCACAGACAAACAAGUAUCACCAGAGCAAGCGACGAUUUUCGAUGAAUCUCCCGAAACUGUCCAAAUAACUGAGGUUCAGACUGAAACUGGUGAAACUAAAACAGUCAAAACAAAUAAACGCCGAGUCAAACGUAAGGAUGGCGCUGUUGACGAGAUACACGAAAUCACAGAAACAAUCGAGUUGCCCGACACGUCGCUAGAAGUGGUUGAAGUUCCGGAAGAGACAACCGUCGAAGAAAUCGAUACACCUGAGGGUAAGUUGACAAUCAAAACUACCAAGAAACGCACAAAAAAGACGAAACAUAUUCACACGCCACAGGACUUACAAGAUGUCACUGUCACUGACGAGACACUUCCACUCACAGAUAAACAAGUAUCACCAGAGCAAGCGACGAUUUUCGAAGAAUCUCCCGAAACUGUCCAAAUAACUGAGGUUCAGACUGAAACUGGUGAAACUAAAACAGUAAAAACAAAGAAACGCCGAGUCAAACGUAAGGAUGGCGCUGUUGAAGAGAUACACGAAAUCACAGAAACAACCGAGUUGCCCGACACGUCGCUAGAAGUGGUUGAAGUUCCGGAAGAGACAACCGUCGAAGAAAUCGAUACACCUGAGGGUAAGUUGACAAUAAAAACUACCAAGAAACGCACAAAGAAGACAAAACAUAUUCACACGCCACAGGACUUACAAGAUGACACUGUCACUGACGAGACACUUCCACUCACAGACAAACAAGUAUCACCAGAGGAAGCGACGAUUUUCGAAGAAUCUCCCGAAACUGUCCAAAUAACUGAGGUUCAGACUGAAACUUGUGAAACUAAAACAGUCAAAACAAAGAAACGCCGAGUCAAACGUAAGGAUGGCGCUGUUGAAGAGAUACACGAAAUCACAGAAACAAUCGAGUUGCCCGACACGUCGCUAGAAGUGGUUGAAGUUCCGGAAGAGACAACCGUCGAAGAAAUCGAUACACCUGAGGGUAAGUUGACAAUCAAAACUACCAAGAAACGCACAAAAAAGACGAAACAUAUUCACACGCCACAGGACUUACAAGAUGACACUGUCACUGACGAAACACUUCCACUCACAGACAAACAAGUAUCACAAGAUCAAGCGACGAUAAUCGAAGAAUCUCCCGACACAGUCCAAAUAACUGAGGUUCAGACUGAAACUGGUGAAACUAAAACAGUCAAAACAAAUAAACGCCGAGUCAAACGUAAGGAUGGCGCUGUUGAAGAGAUACACGAAAUCACAGAAACAAUCGAGUUGCCCGACACGUCGCUAGAAGUGGUUGAAGUUCCGGAAGAGACAACCGUCGAAGAAAUCGAUACACCUGAGGGUAAGUUGACAAUCAAAACUACCAAGAAACGCACAAAAAAGACGAAACAUAUUCACACGCCACAGGACUUACAAGAUGACACUGUCACUGACGAGUCACUUCCACUCACAGACAAACAAGUAUCACUAGAGCAAGCGACGAUUAUCGAAGAAUCUCCCGACACAGUCCAAAUAACUGAGGUUCAGACUGAAACUGGUGAAACUAAAACAGUCAAAACAAAGAAACGCCGAGUCAAACGUAAGGAUGGCGGUGUUGAAGAGAUACACGAAAUCACAGAAACAAUCGAGUUGCCCGACACAUCGCUAGAAGUGGUUGAAGUUCCGGAAGAGACAACCGUCGAAGAAAUCGAUACACCUGAGGAUAAACAAGUAUCGCCAGAACAAGCAACGAUUAUCGAAGAAUCUCCCGAAACUGUCCAAAUAACUGAGGUUCAGACUGAAACUGGUGAAACUAAAACAGUCAAAACAAAUAAACGCCGAGUCAAACGUAAGGAUGGCGCUGUUGAAGAGAUACACGAAAUCACAGAAACAAUCGAGUUGCCCGACACGUCGCUAGAAGUGGUUGAAGUUCCGGAAGAGACAACCGACGAAGAAAUCGAUACACCUGAGGGUAAGUUGACAAUCAAAACUACCAAGAAACGCACAAAAAAGACGAAACACAUUCGCACGCCACAGGAAAUCACAGAUGAAACUGUCACUGACGAGACACUUCCACUCACAGACAAACAAGUAUCACCAGAGCAAGCGACGAUUUUCGAAGAAUCUCCCGAAACUGUCCAAAUAAUUGAGGUUCAGACUGAAACUGGUGAAACUAAAACAGUCAAAACAAAGAAACGCCAAGUCAAACGUAAGGAUGGCGCUGUUGAAGAGAUACACGAAAUCACAGAAACUACCGAGUUGCCCGACACGUCGGUAGAAGUGGUUGAAGUUCCGGAAGAGACAACCGUUGAAGAAAUCGAUACACCUGAGGGUAAGUUGACAAUCAAAACUACCAAGAAACGCACAAAAAAGACGAAACAUAUUCACACGCCACAGGACUUACAAGAUGACACUGUCACUGACGAGACACUUCCACUCACAGACAAACAAGUAUCACCAGAGCAAGCGACGAUUAUCGAAGAAUCUCCCGACACAGUCCAAAUAACUGAGGUUCAGACUGAAACUGGUGAAACUAAAACAGUCAAAACAAAUAAACGCCGAGUCAAACGUAAGGAUGGCGCUGUUGAAGAGAUACACGAAAUCAUAGAAACAACCGAGUUGCCCGACACGUCGCUAGAAGUGGUUGAAGUUCCGGAAGAGACAACCGUCGAAGAAAUCGAUACACCUGAGGGUAAGUUGACAAUCAAAACUACCAAGAAACGCACAAAAAAGACGAAAAACAUUCGCACGCCACAGGAAAUCACAGAUGAAACUGUCACUGACGAGACACUUCCACUCACAGACAAACAAGUAUCACCAGAGCAAGCGACGAUUUUCGAUGAAUCUCCCGAAACUGUCCAAAUAACUGAGGUUCAGACAGAAACUGGUGAAACUAAAACAGUCAAAACAAAGAAACGCCGAGUCAAACGUAAGAAUGGCGCUGUUGAAGAGAUACACGAAAUCACAGAAACAACCGAGUUGCCCGACACGUCGCUAGAAGUGGUUGAAGUUCCGGAAGAGACAACCGUCGAAGAAAUCGAUACACCUGAGGGUAAGUUGACAAUCAAAACUACCAAGAAACGCACAAAAAAGACGAAACAUAUUCACACGCCACAGGACUUACAAGAUGACACUGUCACUGACGAGACACUUCCACUCACAGACAAACAAGUAUCACCAGAGCAAGCGACGAUUUUCGAAGAAUCUCCCGAAACUGUCCAAAUAACUGAGGUUCAGACUGAAACUGGUGAAACUAAAACAGUCAAAACAAAGAAACGCCGAGUCAAACGUAAGGAUGGCGGUGUUGAAGAGAUACACGAAAUCACAGAAACAAUCGAGUUGCCCGACACAUCGCUAGAAGUGGUUGAAGUUCCGGAAGAGACAACCGUCGAAGAAAUCGAUACACCUGAGGGUAAGUUGACAAUCAAAACUACCAAGAAACGCACGAAAAAGACAAAACAUAUUCACACGCCACAGGACUUACAAGAUGACACUGUCACUGACGAAACACUUCCACUCACAGACAAACAAGUAUCACAAGAUCAAGCGACGAUUAUCGAAGAAUCUCCAGACACAGUCCAAAUAACUGAGGUUCAGACUGAAACUGGUGAAACUAAAACAGUCAAAACAAAUAAACGCCGAGUCAAACGUAAGGAUGGCGCUGUUGAAGAGAUACACGAAAUCACAGAAACAACCGAGUUGCCCGACACGUCGCUAGAAGUGGUUGAAGUUCCGGAAGAGACAACCGUCGAAGAAAUCGAUACACCUGAGGGUAAGUUGACAAUCAAAACUACCAAGAAACGCACAAAAAAGACGAAACAUAUUCACACGCCACAGGACUUACAAGAUGUCACUGUCACUGACGAGACACUUCCACUCACAGACAAACAAGUAUCACCAGAGCAAGCGACGAUUUUCGAAGAAUCUCCCGAAACUGUCCAAAUAACUGAGGUUCAGACUGAAACUGGUGAAACUAAAACAGUCAAAACAAAGAAACGCCGAGUCAAACGUAAGGAUGGCGCUGUUGAAGAGAUACACGAAAUCACAGAAACAACCGAGUUGCCCGACACGUCGCUAGAAGUGGUUGAAGUUCCGGAAGAGACAACCGUCGAAGAAAUCGAUACACCUGAGGACAAACAAGUAUCACAAGAUCAAGCGACGAUUAUCGAAGAAUCUCCCGACACAGUCCAAAUAACUGAGGUUCAGACUGAAACUGGUGAAACUAAAACAGUCAAAACAAAUAAACGGCGAGUCAAACGUAAGGAUGGCGCUGUUGAAGAGAUACACGAAAUCACAGAAACAACCGAGUUGCCCGACACGUCGCUAGAAGUGGUUGAAGUUCCGGAAGAGACAACCGUCGAAGAAAUCGAUACACCUGAGGACAAACAAGUAUCACCAGAGCAAGCGACGAUUUUCGAAGAAUCUCCCGAAACUGUCCAAAUAAUUGAGGUUCAGACUGAAACUGGUGAAACUAAAACAGUCAAAACAAAGAAACGCCGAGUCAAACGUAAGAAUGGCGCUGUUGAAGAGAUACACGAAAUCACAGAAACAACCGAGUUGCCCGACACGUCGCUAGAAGUGGUUGAAGUUCCGGAAGAGACAACCGUCGAAGAAAUCGAAACACCUGAGGGUAAGUUGACAACCAAAACUACCAAGAAACGCACAAAAAAGAUAACACAUAUUCACACGCCACAGGACUUACAAGAUGACACUGUCACUGACGAGACACUUCCACUCACAGAUAAACAAGUAUCGCCAGAACAAGCAACGAUUAUCGAAGAAUCUCCCGAGUUAGUCCAAAUAACUGAGGUUCUGACUGAAACUGGUGAAAUUAAAACCGUCAAAACAAAGAAACGCCGAGUCAAACGUAAGGAUGGCGCUGUUGAAGAGAUACACGAAAUCACAGAAACUACCGAGUUGCCCGACACGUCGCUAGAAGUGGUUGAAGUCCCGGAAGAGACAACCGUCGAAGAAAUCGAUACACCUGAGGGUAAGUUGACAAUCAAAACUACCAAGAAACGCGUAAAAAAGACAAAACAUAUUCACACGCCAGAGGACUUACAAGAUGACACUGUCACUGACGAGACACUUCCACUCACAGACAAACAAGUAUCACCAGAGCAAGCGACGAUUAUCGAAGAAUCUCCCGACACAGUCCAAAUAAGAGAGGUUUACACUGAAACUGGUGAAACUAAAACCGUCAAAACAAAGAAACCCCGAGUCAAGGGUAAGGACGGCGCUAUUGAAGAAACUCUUGAAAACACAGAAAUAAGCGAGUUGCCCAACACGUCUGUAGAAGUAGUUGAAGUUCCGGAAGAGACAACUGUCGAAGAAGUCGAAACACCUGAGGACAAACAAGUAUCACAAGAGCAAGCGACGAUUAUCGAAGAAUCUCCCGACACAGUCCAAAUAACCAAGGUUCACACUGAAACUGGUGAAACACGAACCGUCAAAACAAAGAAACCCCGAGUCAAGGGUAAGGACGGCGCUAUUGAAGUAACUCUUGAAAUCACAGAAAUAACCGAGUUGCCCGACACGUCGGUAGAAGUAGUUGAAGUUCCGGAAGAGACAACUGUCGAAGAAGUUGAAACACCUGAGGAUAAACAAGUAUCGCCAGAGCAAGCAACGAUUAUCGAAGAAUCUCCCGACACAGUCCAAAUAACUGAGGUUCACACUGAAACUGGUGAAACACGAACCGUCAAAACAAAGAAGCGCCGUGUCAAGGGUAAGGACGGCGCUAUUGAAGAAACUCUUGAAAUCACAGAAAUAAGCGAGUUGCCCAACACGUCUGUAGAAGUAGUUGAAGUUCCGGAAGAGACAACUGUCGAAGUAGUCGAAACACCUGAGGGUAAGUUGACAACCAAAACUACCAAGAAACGCACAAAAAAGAUAACACAUAUUCACACGCCACAGGACUUACAAGAUGACACUGUCACUGACGAGACACUUCCACUCACAGAUAAACAAGUAUCGCCAGAGCAAGCAACGAUUAUCGAAGAAUCUCCCGACACAGUCCAAAUAAGCGAGGUUCACACUGAAACUGGUGAAACUAAAACCGUCAAAACAAAGAAACCCCGAGUCAAGGUUAAGGACGGCGCUAUUGAAGAAACUCUUGAAAUCACAGAUAUAACCGAGUUGCCCGACACGUCGGUAGAAGUAGUUAAAGUUCCGGAAGAGACAACCAUUGAAGAAAUCGAUACACCGGAGGGUAAGUUGACGAUCAACACUACCAAAAAACGCACAAAGAAGACAAAACACAUUCACACGCCACAUGACACAAUAGAUGACACUUUCACUGACGAACCACUUCCACUCACAGACAAACAAGUAUCACAAGAGCAAGCGACGAUGAUCGAAGAAUCUCCCGACACAGUCCAAAUAACCAAGGUUCACACUGAAACUGGUGAAACACGAACCGUCAAAACAAAGAAACCCCGAGUCAAGGGUAAGGACGGCGCUAUUGAAGAAACUCUUGAAAUCACAGAAAUAAGCGAGUUGCCCAACACGUCUGUAGAAGUAGUUGAAGUUCCGGAAGAGAAAACUGUCGAAGAAGUCGAAACACCUGAGGCUAAGUUGACAACCAAAACUACUAAGAAACGCACAAAAAAGAUAACACUAAUUCACACGCCACAGGACUUACAAGAUGACACUGUCACUGACGAGACACUUCCACUCACAGAUAAACAAGUAUCGCCAGAGCAAGCAACGAUUAUCGAAGAAUCUCCCGACACAGUCCAAAUAAGCGAGGUUCACACUGAAACUGGUGAAACUAAAACCGUCAAAACAAAGAAACCCCGAGUCAAGUGUAAGGACGGCGCUAUUGAAGAAACUCUUGAAAUCACAGAUAUAACCGAGUUGCCCGACACGUCGGUAGAAGUAGUUGAAAUUCCGGAAGAGACAACCAUUGAAGAAAUCGAUACACCGGAGGACAAACAAGUAUCACAAGAGCAAGCGACGAUUAUCGAAGAAUCUCCCGACACAGUCCAAAUAACCAAGGUUCACACUGAAACUGGUGAAACACGAACCGUCAAAACAAAGAAACCCCGAGUCAAGGGUAAGGACGGCGCUAUUGAAGAAACUCUUGAAAUCACAGAAAUAACCGAGUUGCCCGACACUUCGGUAGAAGUAGUUGAAGUUCCGGAAGAGACAACUGUCGAAGAAGUUGAAACACCUGAGGGUAAGUUGACAACCAAAACUACCAAGAAACGCACAAAAAAGAUAACACAUAUUCACACGCCACAGGCAUUACAAGAUGACACUGUCACUGACGAGACACUUCCACUCACAGAUAAACAAGUAUCGCCAGAGCAAGCAACGAUUAUCGAAGAAUCUCCCGACACAGUCCAAAUAACUGAGGUUUACACUGAAACUGGUGAAACACGAACCGUCAAAACAAAGAAGCGCCGUGUCAAGGGUAAGGACGGCGCUAUUGAAGAAACUCAUGAAAUCACAGAAAUAACAGAGUUGCCCGACACGUCAGUAGAAGUAAUUGAAGUUCCGGAAGAGACUACUGUCGAAGAAGUCGAAACACCUGAGGAUAAACAAGUAUCGCCAGAGCAAGCAACGAUUAUCGAAGAAUCUCCCGACACAGUCCAAAUAAGCGAGGUUCACACUGAAACUGGUGAAACUAAAACCGUCAAAACAAAGAAACCCCGAGUCAAGGGUAAGGACGGCGCUAUUGAAGAAACUCUUGAAAUCACAGAUAUAACCGAGUUGCCCGACACGUCGGUAGAAGUAGUUAAAGUUCCGGAAGAGACAACCAUUGAAGAAAUCGAUACACCGGAGGGUAAGUUGACGAUCAACACUACCAAAAAACGCACAAAGAAGACAAAACACAUUCACACGCCACAUGACACAAUAGAUGACACUUUCACUGACGAACCACUUCCACUCACAGACAAACAAGUAUCACAAGAGCAAGCGACGAUGAUCGAAGAAUCUCCCGACACAGUCCAAAUAACCAAGGUUCACACUGAAACUGGUGAAACACGAACCGUCAAAACAAAGAAACCCCGAGUCAAGGGUAAGGACGGCGCUAUUGAAGAAACUCUUGAAAUCACAGAAAUAAGCGAGUUGCCCAACACGUCUGUAGAAGUAGUUGAAGUUCCGGAAGAGAAAACUGUCGAAGAAGUCGAAACACCUGAGGCUAAGUUGACAACCAAAACUACUAAGAAACGCACAAAAAAGAUAACACUAAUUCACACGCCACAGGACUUACAAGAUGACACUGUCACUGACGAGACACUUCCACUCACAGAUAAACAAGUAUCACCAGAGCAAGCAACGAUUAUCGAAGAAUCUCCCGACACAGUCCAAAUAACUGAGGUUCACACUGAAACUGGUGAAACACGAACCGUCAAAACAAAGAAGCGCCGUGUCAAGGGUAAGGAAGGCGCUAUUGAAGAAACUCAUGAAAUCACAGAAAUAACCGAGUUGCCCGACACGUCGUUAGAAGUAGUUGAAGUUCCGGAAGAGACAACUGUCGAAGAAGUCGAAACAUCUGAGGAUAAACAAGUAUCGCCAGAGCAAGCAACGAUUAUCGAAGAAUCUCCCGACACUGUCCAAAUAAGCGAGGUUCACACUGAAACUGGUGAAACUAAAACCGUCAAAACAAAGAAACCCCGAGUCAAGGGUAAGGAAGGCGCUAUUGAAGAAACUCUUGAAAUCACAGAUAUAACCGAGUUGCCCGACACGUCGGUAGAAGUAUUUAAAGUUCCGGAAGAGACCACUGUUGAAGAAGUCGAAACACCUGAGGAUAAACAAGUAUCGCCAGAGCAAGCAACGAUUAUCGAAGAAUCUCCCGACACAGUCCAAAUAACUGAGGUUCACACUGAAACUGGUGAAACACGAACCGUCAAAACAAAGAAGCGCCAUGUCAAGGGUAAGGACGGCGCUAUUGAAGAAACUCAUGAAAUCACAGAAAUAACCGAGUUGUCCGACACGUCGGUAGAAGUAGUUGAAGUUCCGGAAGAGACAACUGUCGAAGAAGUUGAAACACCUGAGGGUAAGUUGACAACCAAAACUACCAAGAAACGCACAAAAAAGAUACCACAUAUUCACACGCUACAGGACUUACAAGAUGACACUGUCACUGACGAGACACUUCCACUCACAGAUAAACAAGUAUCGCCAGAGCAAGCAACGAUUAUCGAAGAAUCUCCCGACACAGUCCAAAUAAGCGAGGUUCACACUGAAACUGGUGAAACUAAAACCGUCAAAACAAAGAAACCCCGAGUCAAGGGUAAGGACGGCGCUAUUGAAGAAACUCUUGUAAUCACAGAUAUAACCGAGUUGCCCGACACGUCGGUAGAAGUAGUUAAAGUUCCGGAAGAGACAACCAUUGAAGAAAUCGAUACACCGGAGGGUAAGUUGACGAUCAACACUACCAAAAAACGCACAAAGAAGACAAAACACAUUCACACGCCACAUGACACAAUAGAUGACACUUUCACUGACGAACCACUUCCACUCACAGAUAAACAAGUAUCACCAGAGCAAGCAACGAUUAUCGAAGAAUCUCCCGACACAGUCCAAAUAACUGAGGUUCACACUGAAACUGGUGAAACUAAAACAGUCAAAACAAAGAAACGCCGAGUCAAGGGUAAGGAAGGCGCUAUUGAAGAAACUCUUGAAAUCACAGAUAUAACCGAGUUGCCCGACACGUCGGUAGAAGUAGUUGAAGUUCCGGAAGAGACAACUGUCGAAGAAGUUGAAACACCUGAGGGUAAGUUGACAACCAAAACUACCAAGAAACGCACAAAAAAGAUAACACAUAUUCACACGCCACAGGCAUUACAAGAUGACACUGUCACUGAUGAGACACUUCCACUCACAGAUAAACAAGUAUCGCCAGAGCAAGCAACGAUUAUCGAAGAAUCUCCCGACACAGUCCAAAUAACUGAGGUUCACACUGAAACUGGUGAAACACGAACCGUCAAAACAAAGAAGCGCCGUGUCAAGGGUAAGGACGGCGCUAUUGAAGAAACCCAUGAAAUCACAGAAAUAACCGAGUUGCCCAACACGUCGGUAGAAGUAGUUGAAGUUCCGGAAGAGACAACUGUCGAAGAAGUCGAAACACCGGAGGCUAAGUUGACAACCAAAACUACCAAAAAACGCACAAAAAAGAUAACACAUAUUCACACGCCACAGGACUUACAAGAUGACACUGUCACUGACGAGACACUUCCACUCACAGAUAAACAAGUAUCACCAGAGCAAGCAACGAUUAUCGAAGAAUCUCCCGACACAGUCCAAAUAACUGAGGUUCACACUGAAACUGGUGAAACACGAACCGUCAAAACAAAGAAGCGCCGUGUCAAGGGUAAGGACGGCGCUAUUGAAGAAACUCAUGAAAUCACAGAAAUAACCGAGUUGCCCGACACGUCGUUAGAAGUAGUUGAAGUUCCGGAAGAGACAACUGUCGAAGAAGUCGAAACAUCUGAGGGUAAGUUGACAACCAAAACUACCAAGAAACGCACAAAAAAGAUAACACAUAUUCACACGCCACAGGACUUACAAGAUGACACUGUCACUGACGAGACACUUCCACUCACAGAUAAACAAGUAUCGCCAGAGCAAGCAACGAUUAUCGAAGAAUCUCCCGACACUGUCCAAAUAAGCGAGGUUCUCACUGAAACUGGUGAAACUAAAACCGUCAAAACAAAGAAACCCCGAGUCAAGGGUGAGGACGGCGCUAUUGAAGAAACUCAUGAAAUCACAGAAAUAACAGAGUUGCCCGACACGUCAGUAGAAGUAAUUGAAGUUCCGGAAGAGACUACUGUCGAAGAAGUCGAAACACCUGAGGAUAAACAAGUAUCGCCUGAGCAAGCGACGAUUACCGAAGAAUCUCCCGACACAGUCCAAAUUACCGAGGUUCAGACUGAAACUGGUGAAACACGAACCGUCAAAAUAAAGAAACCCCGAGUCAAGGGUAAGGACGGCGCUGUUGAAAAAAUUCACGAAAUCACAGAAAAAACUGAGUUGCCCGACACGUUGGUAGAAGUGCUUGAAGUUCCGGAAGAGGCAACCGUCGAAAAAAUCGAUACACCUGAGGUUCAUGAAAAAUCUGAGGAUGGGACGACAGAAGAAGGAAAGGCACCUGAGCAGACGCCUGAAAAGCCUCUGGAACUGUCCACGAAACGUAAACUGAAGCUCAAGCCACAGGAAAUUGAAGUUAUACAAAUAAGCCAAUCUCAAAAAGCGAAUGAGUCGCCAGUACCUCAGUUUACCACCUUGAAACUUAAAAAACCUUCUCAAAAACCUAAAGAAGACGUAAAAGUAGCAACUAUACCCAAAUUCCAAUUAAAAAGCAGAAUAAGAUUCAUAACUGACUGGCCGCCUAGUGUCGUAAAGCCUUUAAUCACUACUAUAGGAAGUAUUAAACAAAACGGUGAACUAUCACGAAAUAUUAAAGAAGCUCAAAAAAUAAAAAAGAAGCUUAAGUUAGACAAAUUAGCGGAUCUAGAUAGAUCUAAUUUAGAACUUGUUGAAGAUAUAUCUUUUGAUAGUAAUAUAGCUUUACCUAAAUCAGAUGAUGGACUGGAAACUCCUAAAGAAAAAAUCCCUGUGGAUAUUGCGAAACCUAAUGAUCUCAAAGAAACCAGCAAAGCUAAAAAAUUGAUACCAAUGAAAAUUGAAGAGAAACUUUUGAAAGUAGAUAAGGCUCAACACGCAGAGAGUACUGAAGGGCCGCAAUUUAUGCAACUUAAAUUAAAAAAGGCUAUUCCAAAACAAAAACAAGAUAACACAAUUAUUAAAAUACCCAAAUUGCAUUUAAAAAGCCGGAUAAAAUUUAUACAUGACUGGCCACCAGAAAUCAAAAAACUAUCAUUCACUAUAGUAGACAGUAUACGACAAAAUGGUAUAUUGUCAAGAAAUAUUAAAGAUGCAGCAAAAAUCAAGAAAAAAAUAAUUAAAGAACCAAAUCUUUCCGAUAUUGAAAAAACAGAACUCGAAAAGCCAAUGUUUACUCAUGAAGAUCUCAUAGAGAGCAAAGAAAACUCCGAGUUAGACGAAGAAACACCGGCAGAAAUUCUGGAACAGUUUACUUUAUUGCCUCGAAAGCCUAGUCUUAAAAAAGUAGAAGAAAUUGAGGAUGAGGUUACCAUAAAAAAGAAACUAAAACCGAUUAGAAAAUCAUCUACUACUUUACCAGAAAUAACAGAACCCGAAAUUGUACUUUUUAGACCAAAAACAACUAAAACGCUCGAAGAUGUAGAACAAGAGUUUAACAUUCAACUGAAUUCGUAUGCGGAGGAAGAAAUAUCUAUGUCAAGUAAAGUUAAAUUGAAACAACCGAAGCUUACAACAUUUGGUGAAGAAGCAAGUGAAACUUCAAUUAAACUCUAUGAAGAAGAUAAUGAGAUACCAGAAGCAAUUGUUAUUUCUGAUACAGAAGACGACCAUAUUAAAGAACCAGUUGAUAUCGUAUUGUCUAUGAAAAAUAUUAAUAGGAAAAAAAUUGAUGAAGAUGAUACUUCUGUUAUAAUAGCAAAACCUAAACCACUUACUGAAAUAUCUGAAAUUAGUGAAGAUGUCAACAUUUCUUUGGCGAAAAAGCAUGAGUAUAUCGUUGAUAAUCAAGAAGAAAUAGCAUUCGAUAUAAAACAAGCAGUUAACCAGUUCAAGGAAGAAGACAUUUCUCUUUCAAGUAAAAUUAAACUGAAAUCAAAAAAAAUGUUAAGUAAAUCGGAAGCUGCUGAUGCAGUUUCAAUAAAACUACUUCAAGAAAAUAUUGAUCAAGAUAUUAACGAAGUCGAUGAAAUAAUUGUAAGUGAUGGUGACGUUGAUGAAAAUGUUGAAAUGGUGAUAAAACGUAAACAGAAAAAAACACCUUAUGAAGUUAAUGAGGUAGAAGAAUUAAGCGUAGACUUAAAGCCAAAAAAAAUCACUUCGUCGAUAUUUGACGAGGAAAAACUUACAGUGUCAACUAAACGAAAAUCAAAGAAACCGUUAACAGUGCAAGAAGCAGACGUUACAAUGAAUAUAUCGAGAGAACAAGAGUUUCCAGAAACGCCAGUAAAUGUUCGAUGUGGAGAUAUAGUAUUUGCAGUUUAUUCAUAUAUUGCAGAAAAUGAUGAAGCUAUAAAUCUGGUAGAGGGCGAACGACUAUAUAUACUGGAUACAACGAACCAAGAUUGGUGGUACGUUCGAAAGCAUUUAACAGAAGAAAUUGGUUGGGUGCCCGCACAAUAUUUAAUGGAUGAAGAAACCUACACCUUAUAUUUACAGAAGAAAUUAAAUGAAAAAAUUGAUAAGCUGCCAGUUUUUGAAAAACCUACAUCGGAAGAACAAGCUAUAGCCCCAAUAUUUGUGGAAAAACUCAGGCCUAAACAUACGCCAGAUGGAUCAACCGUUCAAUUUGAAUGUCAGGUUGAAGGAUAUCCUAGGCCUCAAAUCACUUGGUUCCGACAAACAGCCAUUAUUAAACCGUCCCAAGAUUUCCAAAUGUAUUACGAUGACGACAAUGUCGCAACAUUAGUAAUUCGUGAAGUUUUCCCGGAGGACGCCGGAACCUUCACAUGUGUGGCAAAGAACGCUGCUGGCUUUGCCUCAAGUACUACUGAGUUAAUCGUUGAAGCUCCCCUUUCAGAUCAUGGCUCAGAAAUGACUAUUUUAUCUAGGAAGAGCCUGUCUAGAGAAUCUUCUUUAGCUGAUAUUUUAGAAGGUAUACCCCCCACAUUCUCAAAACGUCCUAAAGCUCAAUACGUUGACGAGGGUUCAGAUAUAUAUCUCGAGUGUCGUUUGGUCGCUAUACCUGAACCAGAUAUAACUUGGUUUUUCAAAAAUGAAGAAAUCAUUCCUAGUGACAAUAUAUCUAUUGUUACUGAAUCAGAUAUGCAUAUGUACUGUAGUGUACUUAAGAUAUCUAAUGUAAGAAAACAUCAAGAAGGGACUUAUACAGUACUGGCAUUAAACAGAGAAGGUGAAGCCAGCUUACCAAUUGUUCUCAAAAUAAAAACAGGCGAGAAGGAGAAACCACAAGUUAUCGAGCCAUUGAAAAAUAUGACUAUAAGGCAGGGUGAAAGUGUUGUUCUUACAACACAGGUGGUAGGAAACCCAGCACCGAAAGUUGCGUGGUUCAGAAACCAUAAACCUCUCAUAUCCCUUCCAAUCAAAUCCGAUGGGAACGUGCACUCAAUAACUGUAAUUAAGCCUACAAAAGGAAAGGAUGAUGGAGUUUAUACACUAAAAGCUGUUAAUUCAGAAGGUUCAACAGAAACUAAUGCUGUUAUUGUAAUAGAAGAACCAACCGAAGAGAAUGCUGAACCUCCACUUUUUAUUCACCGAUUCCAAGAGAUAACAGUAAAAGAGAAAGAAACCAUUAAAUUAAAUGCUAAAGUAACAGGAAAUCCAGUCCCAUCUAUUACUUGGUAUAGAAAUAAUAAGAUUCUUACUCCGUCUGAAACAGUAACACAAAAAUUUGAUGGAGAAAAUAUAGAAUUAAUUAUAACAAAUGUAGAUUCUGAAAUAGAUUCAGGUGAUUAUAAAUGCGUUGCUUCUAACAGUGCUGGAAAGGCAUCACAUGGGGCUAAAGUUACAAUCGAUGUAGAAAAGGUCACUUUUGUAAAAAAAUUAAAAGCAAUUUAUGAAAUAGAGGAAGGCAAGACAGUUAUGUUAGAAUGUGAAACAUCCCACACCGUAUCCACAAAGUGGUAUCAUAACGCCAAGGAGCUAAGUGGCAUGGAUCAUAGAGAAAUUAUUCAAGAGGGUAGAGUUCAUAAACUUAGAAUUAAAAAGGCAAAGAUCACGGAUGAAGGAAUAUUCAGAUGUAUUGUUAAGGACCAAGAAACAAAAGCAAAUCUAAAAGUAUAUGAAACUAAUCCAGAAUUCAUUAGAAGAUUGCAAGAUUUUGAGGUUAAAGAAAGAGAUGUCGCUAUUUUAGAAGUCGAAAUUAAUUCAGAAACAGCUGAAGUUAUUUGGGAAAAAGAUGGUGAAAUUAUUAAACCAAAAAAGAAUAAAUAUGAAUUUGAGAAACGUGGAAAUAUUCGUAAACUACUUAUUAGGAAUACCUCUGUGCAUGAUGAGGGUGAAUAUAUAUGUAAACUGCGAGAUGAUUCUUGUAGUGCUGAAAUUACAGUGGUUGAGUUACCUCCAGAAAUAAUAUCUCGUCUUGAAGACCAAAGAGUGAAUAAGGGUUACAAAGCGACAUUUGAAAUUGAGCUUACUAAAGGCGAUGCUCUCGUUAGAUGGUUUAAAGAUAACUCAGAAAUACAAUUUUCAAAUCAUAUUCAACUGACUAUUGACGGAAAGAAACAAAAACUAAAAAUAUACCAUUGUGACUUAAAUGAUGCAGGAGAGUAUUCAUGUGAAGUAGGAAGUGACAAAUGUUCUGCAAAAUUAAGAGUAGACGAGCCAACGAUAGAUUUUACGAUGCGUCUUCCAGAAGUCAUUACAGUACCAGCAAACACCGAUGCUUACUUGACAGUUUUAAUACCUGAUGAAAGUAAUGAUGUUUUGUGGUACAAACGCAAAACGCUGAUUGAAGAUACAGAUAAAUUUACCUUGAUUAGAGAUGGUAAAAAACGCACUCUAAUUAUUCGGAAAUGCAUUGAAGACGAUCAGUCAGAAUAUUCUUGUGUCUUAUCGGAGGCGAGGUGCUCAACAAAAUUAAAAGUAGAAGUAAUUGAAUAUUCUCCUAAAGUGGUAUCAUAUGAGAAAGAAUACAGAGUAAAGCGGGGUAGUGACAUAACGAUAAAUGUAUUUUAUGAAGCUAAUCCACCACCAAAUGACGAAUGGGUCGUCAGCGCUAAAAUUAUAAAGAAAUCAAAACACAUGAAGCCAUCCAUUGAUUCGAAAGUGGCAAGUCUUAAUAUAAAAAAGAUUGAACAUUCCGAUGCUGGUUUAUAUAGAUUAAAACUUGAAAAUAAUUGUGGUGAAGUGGAAAUUGAAACUAGACUCAUAGUUAUGGAUCUUCCAUCGGCUCCUGGGACUCCCAAAAUACUCGAAGUCGGUGAUAACUUUGUUAAUAUAUUCUGGAGUGAGCCUACUGAUACUGGAUAUUCAGAAAUACAAUGUUAUAUUGUAGAAUAUCAAGAACAGAAUACUAUAGAAUGGAUUUCAAUCGAAAACGUCAAACUAAAUCAAUAUUGCAUAGAAAACUUGAAGACAAAAUCGUCGUAUAGGUUCCGUGUAUUUGCUGUGAAUGAAGUUGGUGUUAGUGAAGCUUCAGAGAUUACAGAGUUCGUAAGAAUUCAAAAAAUAUUUGCUGGAAAACCACCGACCGUAGAAAACCCGCUAAAAGACGUGGUAGCUGAACCUGGUGAGUGUGUGGAGCUGUCCUGUAUAUUCGGUGGAAUUCCCGAGCCAAAAGUAUCUUGGAUGAAAAACGGAAAACAAUUAAAGACCGCAAAAGCUACUUACGUAAACCGGGUAGCCACUCUUGUAUUAUCAUGUUCAAAAUCGAGCGAAGGCGAAUAUAAAUGUAUAGCAUUAAAUGAAUUUGGUGAAAUUUAUACAUCAUGCCAUGUAGAAAUACAACUGAAACCUCUUAUAAUAGUCUCAGAUGAUGAAAAAGAUCAAAAGAGUAAGAUAAACAGUGAAUGGACGGUAGCUGCAUAUAUAGAAGGAAUACCACAGCCAGAUAUUAUAUGGUAUAAAAAUGGUACAAAAUUACAAGCCACAAAAGACAUAGAGAUCACUAACAGCGAAAAUACAAGUACCAUACGUAUAAUACGUUUAAAACGUACGCACAGUGGCAAAUAUACGAUUGAAGCUACUAACAAGGCUGGGAAAUCUUCUAUAGAUCUCUCACUUAAAGUGUUUGACAAACCAAGUAAACCCGAGGGACCAAUUGUAAUGCGAGAAAUAAGUAGGGAGUCCGUUACCAUUGAAUGGAAACCUCCAGUAGACGAUGGCGGACUUGAACUGACUAAAUAUGCUAUAGAGAAACAUGAUCCUGAAGUUGACCAAUGGGUAAUGGUGGCUGACGUCAAUAAAGAUGUAGAAACAUACUGUAUUCAAAGACUGAACGAAAAUUGUGAAUAUAUGUUCCGAAUUAUGGCGCAAAAUCCCAUUGGUGUAUCGGACGCUUUAGAAAGUGAACCGAUAGUUAUAAAGACUGCUUUAGACGUUCCAUCCCCACCCCUGGGUCCUCUCGGCAUAUAUGGUAUUGCCCAAAAUUCACUCACAUUGACAUGGAAUCCUCCUGAAAAGAAUGGUGGUUCCGUUAUCCUUGACUAUACCAUAGAAAUAAAACAAGACAACAAAAGCUGGACAAAUGUGGCUAUUGUACCAGAAACAUUGGCUGAUAUCGAAAAACUCCUAACAAAUUCCACAUAUAAAUUUAGAAUAUACGCUAGAAAUGAAAUAGGAAAAAGUUUACCUUACGUUCCUGAGGAGAAAAUUACAAUUGGAAAGACGUUGUCUCCGCCUUCACGACCGCAAAGAUUUAUAGUAAGACAUAUAACAUCAAGAUCUGUUACACUACAGUGGAUGGUACCCGAUAGUGAUGGAGGCAGCCCAAUAACGAACUACAUUAUCGAAUACAAGACCGUGAAAGGUAAAUCAUGGUCAAAGGUAAAAACAGUUGGCGGAUCAGUAUUCGAGCACUGUAUAGAAAACCUAAAGGAGAAGGAACAAAUCGUGUUCCGUAUAUCCGCUGAGAAUGCGAUAGGUGUUAGUUUGCCCACGCAGUCGCAAAACGUUCGCUUGGACAAACAUGCAACCGUGCCUUCACCACCCACCGCGCCAUUGGAGAUCCGAAUGGUCGGUAACAACAUGGUGAUGACGUCAUGGGGCACACCCGAAUGGGAUGGUGGAGCCCCACUUCAAGGGUACAACAUUGCUAUUCGUGACGUCACAAAGACCAUGUGGAUUGAAGUUGGAAAGGUUGAUGCGAAUAACCUGAAAUUCAAUAUUCGUGACUUGAAUGAAAACCACACGUACAUGAUACGGAUUUAUGCUAGGAAUGAGAUAGGUCUCAGUGAGCCGUUGGAAUCAGAUGAGCCCUUCAAAGUUCUACCUGGUGAAGAUUCUCACUACGACGAAGAGCCGGGCGAGUAUACAGAAGCAACGGAACCGACGUCCUUCAGUCAAACAACGACUUCCUGGCUUCGGGACCACAACAUGGACGCCGACAUCCGAUCAUAUGCCCGAGGCUCCCUGCUUAGGCGGGACGAGUACUUCUUCAGAAUUUGGUACUACGCCAAACAACUGUUCAAAUGAACGAAUCCGUACAUACGUACAAUUACCUGUGAUAUUUCAACACAAAACCCAUUCUAGUUCACGUAUAGUUAUAGUUUAGCGCCAAAGCGUACAUCCUUCAAUGUGUAGUUGAAGAUUAUUUAUUUUAGAGUAGGAGAUUAUUUAUUUAAUUUAUUUUUAUUUUGUAAAUAAAACCGUACCACCAUUUGUUUCUCGUCUAGGGAGACGUUAAUAUAGGUGCAUAAUUUUCAUUUCGAUAAACGAGAUUCAAAUUUGGUCAGGUUUUAUAUUUCAUUAAAAUGUUCAAUAAAUUGCUGUUAAUA
Pieris rapae (cabbage white) is the source of this 59946-nucleotide messenger RNA. Its product is annotated as titin. The record is from RefSeq and is a predicted model, not a curated record. The coding region runs from base 248 to 59644 and encodes 19798 amino acids. Gene Ontology annotation, molecular function: protein binding. Lineage: Eukaryota; Metazoa; Arthropoda; Insecta; Lepidoptera; Pieridae. The transcript is spliced from 75 exons.